Molecule: messenger RNA, 46081 nt
Organism: Podarcis lilfordi (Lilford's wall lizard)
Lineage: Eukaryota; Metazoa; Chordata; Lepidosauria; Squamata; Lacertidae
Source: the annotation of a GenBank genome assembly
GAGCAGAACUUCUACCCCAGCUGAGAAGGGCAGCCGAGGAAGAGCCGCUGCCUGGCGGGGGAGGUCGGGGGGCGUCCCGGCGCCAGUCCCCUCGGCGCGCUCCGCUGCCCGCCUCUUCUCCGCCACGUCGAGGCGCUGCUGCUACAGGCGGACCGGGCGGCUGAGCAGGCGGGCGGCGGGCUGGGCCCUCCGAGGGAGCCCAGAUGCCGCGGCGGCGGCGGCUGCCUGCAGGCGCCAAGCGCACGGCCACGCGGGGCUCUCUCGGCAGCCGGCAACCCGGCGCCGCGCCGCAGCCACUGGGAAGGCGCUGCUGCCGGCGGCGGUCGGAGGUCACGGAGCGCCGCGUCCCGCCUCCGCCUCUUCGCCGCUGCUCUGGCCGGGCUGGCGGCGGCGGCGGCGGCGGCGAAAGCGGAAGUCUGCCUCUCCCGCCGCCUUCGCCGUCGUCGCCGGGCUGCAGCCGUCGGAGUGCAUGGAGAGAUCGGUCGCCUGAAUGGGCUCCGGUAAGAGGCAGGGGACGGGGCGACGGAUCCUGCGGGAGGGAGGGCGGUCGGGCGGGGAGGUCUGCUGCCGGGGCUUCUCCCCGCCAGCCCACGCGGCUGUGCACUUGCACCCUACAUUUCCAAAGGCUUCCUUCCUCCAUCCAUCCUUAAGACGAAAUCCACGCGCAUCGUUCUUCCCGGGCGCGCAUCCCUUGAAAUGCCCACGCACCAGGUCAGCCCUCCUCAAGCCGGUGCUCUCCAGAUGUUGUCAGACUCCAACUCCCAUCAGCACCAGCCAGCAUGGCCAGUACUCGGGAUGAUGGGAGUUGUGGUCCAAAACAUUGGGUGGGGGCGCAAGGUUGGAGAGGGCUGUGCUAAAUUUAAACGGGUGCAUGUCUGUUUCAUGGGAAUUCACCUUUUGGUUGGGGGGGAGGAAUCCAAAUGAUUUUAUCGGAAAUAAUAUAACCCUUUCCAUAUUUUUGCACUUAGCAAGGCAACGUGGAAACGCAGGCAGGGUAGAAACAGCGCUCUGGAAUGCAGUACUGUAUGUCUAAAUUUUUAGAGUAUGGAUUAAACCUCUUUUUUUAGCCACUCCCCGAUUAUGCAGCUCAAGUGGGUGAAAGGGAAAGCCUGCAUGUCUGCAUGGGGUGGGGGAAAUGUGUUGCAUGUACACCUGUUAGUCACAUCUAUGAAUUGGUCUGUGUUUCCCUCCCUUCUUAAUUGGUUUUGUGUAGUUGGAGGGAGAGGAAGGGAGGAGGAGGAGGAGAGCACCUGUGCUGAUGAGCAUGUGGUGUCUAAGAGCCCUGCAGUGAAACACAUCAUUUUGGCACAAUUGUGUCAGCGGCAGUGGGGUUUUCUAUUGAAACUUUUAAAGCAUCUGUAACACAUUGCAUGCGUAAGUACAGCUACAAAAGCAUCUCUCUCUCUCAUUUCCUGCUCCAUUCCUGGCACAAGGGAUGGGGCCACUUGCAGCGAGAAAGCAGAUGGGCUUCUGUUUCCUACUUUGACAUUAUUUGAUGGGAGGAGGAAAGAAAGACAAUAAAAUAAUAUUUACAUGCUAAUCGUUGCUGGGUGUUUUAUAACUGCACAAAUGGUAGCAGAAGGAGAGUGGGGGUUUGUUUUGGUUUUGGCAAACUUAGACAAUUGCAUUUCAAAACCUGGUAUACAUCUAAUUGAUUUGUUCUCUGCAGCCCCGGAGGGUAGGACUGGGUCUAAUGGGCUUAAGUUACAAUAUGGUGGACUUCCAUUGAACAUGCGGGGGGGGGGGAUUGAUGGGCAGAGCAGUUUGACCAUAGAACUGGUUAUUUAGAGGCGUGCUGGGCUCUCCCACACUGGAGGCACACUGGAACAUGGGAAGCUGCCUUAUAUUGUGUCAGACUGUUGGCCCAUCCAGCUCAGUAUUGUCUACACUGACUGGCAGCAGCUCUCCAGGGUUUCAGGCAGGAGUCUCCCAAGUCUGCCUGGAGACACCAGGGAUUGAACUUGGGACUUUCUGCAUGCAAGGCAGAUGCUGUAAUAAAAUAUUAAAAGCACUAUAUGCAAGGCCCCAUACUUAACUCAUCUUAAAUGAAAGCAGGACAAGUCAAUCCUCUGCAUCAGCCUUCUUCAACUUAAUGCCCUCAAGAAGGUGUGAGCUACAAUUGCCAUCAGCUGUAGCUAGCAUGUCCAAUGGUCAUGGCUGGUAGGAGUUGUAGUCCAAAACAUCUGGAAGAUACCAGGUUGGGACAGAUACACUGCAUGCAAUGAUGCAGUUAAGGAUAAUUUUAGGCUCUGGACUUCAGAUUGCACUAUGUAUCAAUUUAAAAUGUCAAAAACCAAGCCUGUUGCAUUUUGGGGGUUUUCCUGCUCAUUCUGUUAAGCAGGACCCUGAGCUUCUGCCCCAAAGUAUUGUCUUGAUGAUAUCAUUCUGUUUAUAUAUUUAUUUAUCUAUUUAUCCCUCUGUUGGGGAGCCCCUUUGUUCCCAGCACAAGGGCACUACUCCUCUUCUAUUUUGAUUUCAACCAGGAAGAGACUGAAUGUAGUGAGGGCAUAAGUCAGGUGCAUUUCCUGUGCAGGAUGAGAACCUGUAAUUGGCAGAGGGUUGGUGUUCUCUGAGUGUGAGACAGGGUGCAAGUGUAUGUCUGGGUGGGUCUUGUGUUCUUUUAGUAAAGCUGUUCAUAAUGUGUGAGAUACCUUAUAGGUCACUGAUUGACUGGAGUACAUUUUUGUCAAUAGGCUCCUGUUGUUUACAUCAUAUGCUUGGGAUGGAGGAAGGUGAUGGUGUGACUGUUGCAAGUACUUUUGGGUGAAACUCAUUAUCUUGACACAUUUCAGUUGGAGUUCAGACCUGGUUACAGGACUGAAUCAACUCUGGUCGCCCUGAUGGAUGGCCUUUGUUGAGAGAAAGGCAAAGUGAGUGUGACCCUAUUACUCUUCCUCAGUUGCUUUUGGUGUCUUUAACCAUGAUACUGUUAUGUACUGAAGUUCUCACCCUGGGCCAGCAGGGGGAUACUGUAAGUAGUUUUCACUCAGGUCCACAUAUGCAAAUAAGGGAUUGAAAGUGACGUUCGGUGAUUGGAUAGUUACAGAAAGUUGUUACUGUUGCUUUGUAGUUGAGCUCUAUAUAAGCAGGUUGGCUGAACCCUUCAGCUCAGUGCUGUUCUGGGCCUGUGAAUAAACAAGAGCUGUUUGAAGAAUCGCUGUGUCGUCUGAUAUGUUCACCCACAACUUAACAGAUACCUUCCUGAAUUGGCCAUGUGAGAUGAGUACUGAGGCACUGUUUCACCAGGGUCAGUUUCAGAGUUAUCACUGGGUGAUCACUUCUUGGCCUCCUGGCAGCUGCAUUGUGGUGUGGCACAGGGUGUCAUCCUGUCCCCAUUAGUAUUUAACAUCUACAUGAAACUGUUGGGAGUGAUCAUUUUGAAGUUUGGUGUGAGAUGUCACCAGUAUAUGGAUAAUCUAUUUCUCUAUAACAUCCAAAUCAGGAGAGGCCAUAUAAUAUGUUAACAUUUCAUACACCAUAUAGGAAAAUAAAAGCAACACACCAGUCCCCUAACCAGUAACAAAAAGACAUUAGUCAUUUUCAGACAAUAAACUCACACCCACUAAACAGCAAAUAAACACAAACCAGUAGAUAAACAAACCCCCAAAACCAUUCACAUCAACCCAACAGCAUUCCCACCCUUAACCUUCCCUUUCCACCCAGAAGUCCACUGUCAGGCCAGCUGCUGCAAAUCAGUGCUGGGUGGAUCCAGGGUCCUCCAGGAUUUGUCCUCUCCUUUCAGCGGGGAGCAGUGGCAAAGAGAAUCACAGUGCCAUCCUAACCAUGUCUGCUCAGAAGAAAGACUUAAUUGAAUCCUGUGGGCAUGGAUCUUCCUUGGUAACUGGCAGAGUUGCACCCUUAGCGUGCUCACUUACACAGCCCACAAUUGUCUCUGCCCCUAUGAAGCCUUAAGACAGCAAAUCCUUUGCCCACUUAGAUGGGAGUAAGCCCCACUGAAGUCUCAUGUCUUAUGCUUGAGUAGACAUGAAUAGGAUUGCCCUGUAAGAGACCAGAAAGCUGUGCACAUUGCUCCCUAAAACAGGAGGCUUUCCAAAAUGUAAGUGAAUGACUGGAUUUUAUUUCCACUCACUGGAGCGAAUGUUUAAUGGAUUCCUAAAAUCUGGCUAGUAAACUGAGUGGGUGUGCUUUGACAACGUCGUGUACCACUAAAUGACAUCUGCUGUGCAAACCAAAACAAACUGUUAUUAAGACUCUUCUCCCCCCCACACACAUACACACCAAGUUCUUUACCUCCACCGUUCUCUUUUCUUGGGAAGCAUUAUCCAUCUGGGAAGAGGCAGCCAUUAUUCCAAUCUGCAAAAGUAAUCUGCCAGUGUUUACGAAUUUGUUUGCUCCAGAGAGUGCAUGUGUGCAUGUGUCCGUGUGGGAGAUCAGUAGCUGCUUUAAUAGUCAGCAGUUGCUGUACUCUGAGAACAUUCCCUUGAAAAUUCCCACAAAGAAAUCGAUCAGGAAAGGGGAGAGCAAAAGCCUUGCUGCAUUCACAGAGCUGUUUAUAAGAUUGCCCAAACUUUUAGCCAGCUUCGGUAAUGUAAGCCUCGUUAAAUAAAAGAGAAGAGUUGUCCACCCAUCCCCUCUCUUUGAGCAGGGUUGUCCCAAUUCACUGGCCAUAUCCCCUCCUGGCAGUUGCCUGCUCUGCCUUAAUAAGAAACUACAACUCUGUGUUUAUCAUUUAUGUGUCAGUUAGGAUCCCUGACUGCUUGCAUGCCAGUAAGUCCCUUCCUCACUAACAUUGUAGUCACCUGACGGACAUGGCUAGCAGCAACAUCAGUGCUGGGUGUGUGACCAACAGGCAAGAUCCUGUCCUACUCCCCUUAUAUGUUCAGUGGACAUAUACGUGUGUGUUUUGUAUAGCCUGGUACUUGAAGACCUUUUAAUGUAUGUGUGUGGUGUCUGUAUCUUGGUAGUUUGAAAUUUGCUGUGCAGGCACACUUGCUCUUAGGACAAUGUAGCAACACUUGUGCCUUGGGCACCCUUGACCAGGGCAGGGGCACCUGUGGUCCUCCAUAUGGGCUACAGCUACCAGCCAUCAUCCCUAACCAUGGACCUUUGCUGGAGUCCAAACACAUCUGGAGGACCAAAGAUGGCCACAUCACUACCAUAGAGCUUACUGGGUUUACGACUGUUGAGGUUCAUUGACAGCAAUUUCUUUCAUUUGUAGCUGUUAGAGACUCGGGCUGGGACUGGAGAGGCCCUGGUUCAAAUUCUCACUCAGCCAUGAGGUUCAAUGGGUGACACUGCAGCCUCUCAGCCUAAUCUACCGCACAGGGUUGUUGUGAGAGUGAAAUUGUGGGGCAGGGGGAGUCACGCACACCGCCUUGAACUCCCUGGCCAAAUAGAAACAAGAUUGGUUGGUCUGGUGGUCAUUCAGGCUGGGAAGAGCUUGUGAAACCAGCUUUCCUGAUCUGGAAGUGGAAACAAAAAUAGAAGGAAGCAGAUCGUUUCAAGGGCCCAGUGGCAGAGCACGCCUGCUUUGCAUGCAGAAGGUCCCAGGCUUGGUCCCUGGCAUCUCUGCAUAGGUUGGGCAAAGGCUCCUGUCUGAAACUUUGGAGAGCCGCUGCUAGUCAACAUACACAAUACUGUGCUAGAUGGACCAGUAGUUAAUAUAGCAGCUUCCUAUCUUCGCUUUCUGGGUUGAAUCUUCCUGUAGGUGUGAACGUUGCUGUUACACACAAAGGAGCCCAAUGAGAUUAACUGAAUUUACCUUGUCACGCUCUGAGUGGUGAAUCUGCAAAGCCUAUAUUCCUCUAAGAUAGGUGUUUCUGAAGUUGAGAAUGGGGAUCGUGUGGCAUUCAAUAGAAGAGAGAGGGGGCUUUUAGGGUAGUUGCUCUUGUUCUGUAGAACAACACUGAGAUACAACAGGCACCAGACAAAAAUGGAGGCAUUUCUUUUCUGACAGGCUUUACCAAGCUGGAUAAAUAAAUCUCUGUUAUGGGUGUCUGCUUUGGGCCAUUUUGAAAUUUCUCUGCUGCUAUUUCUUUUAUUUCUUUCAGCAGUUUUGUACUGAAUUUUGUGCAUUGCCUUGAAACGUAUGCCCAGAAGGCAAUAAAAUAACAAUAACAGCAGUGAUGAGGAUGAGGAUGAUGAUGAUGAUGAUGAGUGUGAGUGUGAGUAUGACUGCAAAGGUCUUGAUUCACUAGAGAACCAGGGAAUGACCUUGGAACAGCUAUAGCACUGCUGAAGCUGGACGUUUACUGUCAUCUAAUAAAUAAGUCCCAUGACUUCAAUGGAACUGACUCCCAGGUAAAUGUGAAUAGGACUACAGUGCAAUCCUAUACGCACACGUGAUAGCCAGGGGGAAAGAGUUAGAGCAGAAUAUUUCUGCAGCUAUUUAAAAAUGGGUUUAGAACUUGGUUACCACCAUUAAAGGCCUCUUUAAGUGUGAAUGCCAAAGUGUGAAUCUUAUAGAACGCUCUUACAAAUUGUUAUUCUGGUGGUGUCUUACUCUAUUGAGAUCCAACUGAACUUUCCCUGGGGUUAAUAAUAACCGCUGGCAGUGUAAUUCAAUGCAAGCAGAUAUAGGUCAUAUUUACUGGACAUGUCCUAGGGUCAUAACAUUUGGAAGCUAGUUCUUAAUCACAUAAAGGAAAUGGCAUGAACCCUAUCGUUGAACCCUUUAACUGUAUUAUUUUGUUAUGUCAGACCAAUAAUCCCAGCAGAUGAUUAGAACAUGCUAUUCUUACAGCAGAAAGGAGACAAUAAGCAAGAGGGGGAAGAGACAUCUUGUUAAUAUAAAAUUCUAUUAUUGUGGAUAUGAUCGAAUUAACAAAUUAUGUCGGUGUUAGAGAACACAGACACACAAAAAGUUUAUUGGAAGGUGGAGUAACUUCAUAAUGAAUUGGAACUUGGAGGUACAGGAUUUCCUGCCACCAUUUGCAGUACUGGGUGCAAUCUAGAAUCUUAUAUAAGAUUUUGAUGGUGAUGAUGAUGACUAAAUAGUACAGAUUCAUGUUGAUUUAUUUCCUGACUGGUGAGAAGGACACAAAAUAUGAUUCUUUUAAAAUAAUAUGGACUAAUAUUGAAUUUGUGUUUGCUGACUACAUUAAGUCUUUAUUUUAUCAUAAAUAUGUAAAAGAGAGGUGCGGGACCUGUAGCUCUUCACGCCCUCCAGGCUCCAACUCUCAUCAGCUCCAGCCAGCAUGGCCAACAGAGAGAAAUGAUAGUUGUAGGCAUGGAACUUCUUGAGGGAUGCAGGUUUCCUGUCUCUGCCAUCUUAAGAGGCAUUCCUUCCUGUAUGAGGAGGAAUGCCUGGUAAGGAUGGAUACCUCUUAUAAGAAAACAAACACAAAACACAACUACAUCAUCUAAAACCAAACAAAGGAUUUCCCCCCUUUCUCUCCUUGCUGUGGCUGAGUUGUAGUUCAGCAACAAGUAGUCCAUUUAGGUUGCUCCCUGACCAAGAAUGUGUCUCAGUUGCUUAUUUUGGAACACUUGGUAGUCCUCAAUUCCCAGAAAGGAAAUAUUUUAACAUGGAUUUUGUGUUUAAUUUCAGUAUGGGUUAGCUUAAAUUCUUGACACUUAGGUCAGGAACAGCAUAUUCUGAAGGAACAGCCCUGGUUUUGGGUGGCACACUCACUUGACCUCCCAACAACUUAAUUGUUGCUCCUUGCUGGGAAGGAAAGGGCAAGGCAGUGGUAAGGUUGGCACAGCACAAAAGCACCAGCAGAGCCAAUUCAGCCCUCCUGGUAGUGCGUUUCUACCAUGCCAACCUCUCCACUCUCUUUCCCAGUAAGCCGCGGUGACUCAGCUGUCAGGAGGUCAGGUGGGUGCCACCAUCCACUAUGGACUAGCCCUAAUACAUACGGAUUUGCUUUAGUGUUUACCCCUCACAGAGCUACAGUUCCCAGUAGCCUUAAGAAACAGCAGUUCCCAGGAUUCUUUGAGGGAAGCCAUGGCAGUUAAAGUGGCAUGACUCUGCUUUAAAUGUAUGGCAUGGAUUUAGCCCUGGGAAUGCUGGGAGUUGCACCUGGGGUCUUUUACUUACUAAACAGCGGCUGAGUCCUAGUCUUGUCUUUCCUCGCUGUCUCCUGGUUCUGAGCUUUGCAGCAUUUGCAGCGCUUCCCUUGGCCUUGAAAGAAGUGGCAUAUGUGACUGUGAAGGGCAGAGCUUCUUAAUUAAGCAGCUGCUGCUUAGCUCCCAUGCUCUUAACCCAUCUGGGAGCAGGGCCUUUAAGAGCCAGCUGAGAAUCUUUCUACAAGGAAUUCUGCCCCAGUUUUUGGCACCUUCUUGAUUAAAUGCACGCAAGGCACUGCCCGCUCGACGCCCUUUUCCAGAUCAUGCCUGCUUGUACAGCUGGCGCCUGUGCAAUCUGGGGCUCCAGAACCAGAGAGGCCAGAGGUUGAGAAAGCAUUUAAGUCCUGCCCAACCAAAUCCUUCAUCCAGCAAGACAGAAUAAUCCCUCUGUAAGCUGGACGCUGCUGCAGGAAGCAACAGACACGUUUGUCCAGUCUGAAGCUUGCUCUGCUUGCUCCGCAGAUAUGUGCAAGACUGAAUUUGGUCUGAGGGUGCCAGGACUCAGCAUGUAGGACCAAAUAAAUAUCUGGUAUAUCUAAAGCCUAAAGAGAUUUGGACCAGGGCAUCUUAAGGGCUGCUUUCAUUUGUUCUGCAUUUGAGGCCUCUUUCCAGGGGCUGUUGCUGAAUGAACAUAGAAAUCUGCCUUACACCGAGACAGAUACCACGGAUCCAUUUGGCCAAUCUGCACUAGGGUAUGGCACUUCUGGCCUGGGGGCCAAAUGCGGCUCUCUAGGCCUCUGUCUGGCCCUUGGAACCCCCUGAUACAACCCUCACCAAGGCCAGUCUACCCAUGAGGCAAAGGGAGGCAGCCACCUUAGGCAACAGGUGCAGCAGAUCCUGAUGUAGAUCUUUAUUUCCUCCUUGUUCCUAAUGUAGAUCUUCACUCACCCCUUCUUCCCUGGGAAGGAGGAGGUGCCAUUUUGUGGUUUGCCUCAGGUGCCAAAAUGUCUUGGGCCAGUCCUGACCCCCGCUGGCCCUACUUUCCACCCUCAAUGAGUGGUUUUGCCAGACUGUGGCAAAAACAAGCAAGUUUUUCUUGCUCUGGGUGGAUGAUUGAGAGGGUUGUAUGCAUAGGCAUAGAAACCAGUCUACCGUAUCAAGGUAAAAUUAAUGGUAGUUCCAUCCACUUUUGCUGCUGGCCACACCCAUAACUCACAUAUGGCCCAUGGAAGGUUGUCCAGCAGGGUGUGAGGCCCUCUGGCUGAAACAGGAGCUUGUCCCUGGUCUACCCUGACUGUCAGCAGCUCUCCAGGGUUUUAAACAGAGAUUCUUCCCCCAACUCUAUUUGGAGAUGCCAAGGAUUGAUAGAAUCACCUCCCAUACACUAUAUUAUUCUAGGCGUCCAGCCAAGACUUGUCUCUUUCAGAAAUCUUUUAGCAAAUGUGAUCCGGUUUUUAUGGGGUCCAAUUAGCUCCUGACUUUCAUGCUGCCUGGCUGCCUAUUUAUUGUUCUGUUUUGUUCCACUUUCCCAUGGGGGAGUGGAGUUGUUGCUCUGUCCUCUUGCCGCUUUUAUGUACCGUAUUUACCAAAGUGUACUGCCUAUUUCCCCAUUUUUGGAUUUUAUUCAUUGUGUUCUUGGUUUCAUCUUGAAUUCAUUUAUUUACAAUAUUUCUAGCCCACCUUAAUGAGCGGUGCUCGUUUUUACCUGGUUUUAAUUUUUUGUUUUUAAGCAAUUUUUAUUAUUUUCAUUAAACAUUGCACACACAAAAAAUCAAGACAAAACCACGCAAAGGUUUUUUCCCGCUGUUACAAACCUGUCCCAAGCAAAGCACAGUACAGAAGCAGGGAAAGUAUCUGCCAAAGCCAAUAAUUCCAUCUUCCCAUUGCCCCAAAGUCACAGCCUGUGCAGUCAAGGUCAUUUGAGGGUAGCUUCUGAUUGCCUUGCAUUGAACUUGUGUCAAGGAUGACUUGCACACUGUGGAAUCUGCACAAGUCUAGCAAGUUGGCAGGAGAGGUACCAACAUUUUGCCAGGCAUAACUCCUUUCCUAUUACACUAAUUAGAAUGUGGUCUGAGUCAUAUAACUGAUUUUAGCUUGGACUGGCGGAUUUGUCUCUUUGCUGUUUCUUUUCUCCUCCAAUUCGUGAGCAGCCAAGUAGUUUAAGGCUGCAAUCCAAUAUAUAUAAGCCCUACCAAAAAGCAAUGGGGCUUACUUCUGAAUUGUUAUGUAUAGGACUGCCCCGUAACAGGAUGAAAUUGCCUCCAGAUGUUGUUGGACUCCAAUUUCUAUCAGCGCUAGCCAGCAUGGUGAUGAUGGAGGCAAUCUGGAGGGCACCAGGUUGCCAAAGACAGGUCAGGGUAGUUAUACAGACCUCGUCCUCUUCCCUUAGGUACAUCAACCAUGAUUUCAAAAUUGAUGCUGUUGCAUAAUGACAAGAAGUGUUCCAUAACCUCAUCCCCCGUGCCCCUUGUUGUUGUUGUUGUUGUUUAGUCGUUUAGUCGUGUCCGACUCUUCAUGACCCCAUGGACCAGAGCACGCCAGGCACUCCUGUUUUCCACUGCCUCCCGCAGCUUGGUCAGGCUCAUGUUUGUAGCGUCAAGAACACUGUCCAACCAUCUCGUCCUCUGUCGUCCCCUUCUCCUUGUGCCCUCCAUCUUUCCCAACAUCAGGGUCUUUUCCAGGGAGUCUUCUCUUCUCAUGAGGUGGCCAAAGUAUUGGAGCCUCAACUUCACGAUCUGUCCUUCCAGUGAGCACUCAGGGCUGAUUUCCUUAAGAAUGGAUACAUUUGAUCUUCUUGCAGUCCAUGGGACUCUCAAGAGUCUCCUCCAGCACCAUAAUUCAAAAGCAUCAAUUCUUCGGCGAUCAGCCUUCUUGAUGGUCCAGCUCUCACUUCCAUACAUCACUACUGGGAAAACCAUGGCUUUAACUAUACGAACCUUUGUUGGCAAGGUGAUGUCUCUGCUUUUUAAGAUGCUGUCUAGGUUUGCCAUCGCCUUUCUCCCAAGGAGCAGGCGUCUUUUAAUUUCGUGACUGCUGUCACCAUCUGCAGUGAUCAUGGAGCCCAAAAAAGUAAAAUCUCUCACUGCCUCCAUUUCUUCCACUUCUACUUGCCAGGAGGUGAUGGGACCAGUGGCCAUGAUCUUCGUUUUUUUGAUGUUGAGCUUCAGACCAUAUUUUGCGCUCUCCUCUUUCACCCUCAUUAAAAGGUUCUUUAAUUCCUCCUCACUUUCUGCCAUCAAGGUUGUGUCAUCUGCAUAUCUGAGGUUGUUGAUAUUUCUUCCGGCGAUCUUAAUUCCAGCUUGGGAUUCAUCCAGCCCAGCCUUUCGCAUGAUGAAUUCUGCAUAUAAGUUAAAUAAGCAGGGAGACAAUAUACAGCUUUGCCGUACUCUUUUCCCAAUUUUGAACCAAUCAGUUGUUCCAUAUCCAGUUCUAACUGUAGCUUCUUGUCCCACAUAGAGAUUUCUCAAAAGACAGAUGAGGUGAUCAGGCACUCCCAUUUCUUUAAGAACUUGCCAUUUCUUUAAGAACCGUGUCCCUUACCCUACCCUAUAAGGGAAGAUAAUAACUCAAUAAAAUUCAAAACAGUAACAAUUAUUUGCAUGUAUAUUCAAAAUCCAAUUAAAACUAGUUCAGUUAACUCAACAAAAUUGAUGAAAUUGGUCCAGUUUGAUACCAGCUUUUCAAAGUCUGAUAGUCAUUUACACCUCCAGCAUCCUCCUGCUGCCCCCUUGCCUUUAGCCCACCUCCCAGGUAACCCCAGAUGGAGGUACCUGCCACUUUGGGAACCACUGUUCUAGAACCACCAUUCCUCCUGGCAUCAUCAUCAUCAUCACCAUUUGUUAAAUAUUGCUUGUGACCACUGAACACUGUAAAAAUGAGGCAAGGUUUUUUUAUGCAUGGUGAAAGCUUGUGUGGCGAUGGCUGUGCCUUCCUUUGCUUUGCAAGCGGAAUCCAUGAGCGGGGUUGGUGCCCUGAUUUUCUUCCGUUUCUUCUUUUUCCCCCCUUCCUUAGUGAAAGCAUUUCCACUGUAGAUGUGAAUCCUGUCACCUAUGGUAAAAAGUACAGCCUCCCUCCCACAUUCCAGGUAGGGAAAAUGAGAUGCACAGCACAGUGAGUGAGAGAGAGAGACCCUUGUUCCACUUGCAUGUCCUUCCUACAUUGCCUUCAGUGACCAGGAGCACCACUCUGGACUGGCAUUAAGAGCAUAUAAGCUACAGGCUGUGUGUGUUCUCAGUGGUUCCAUAGGAAGUACAGAAGAAACUCAGAAUAUGACAAGUGAAGGUUCUAAUCCAGGGGUGGCAGAACCUCAGGACCAGGGGUGGGACUCUUCCCAGUCCACACCGUCUACCCAGAGGCUAUGCACCCUAUUCUGACCCUGCUAAAACACUUCUUGAGUAUUUUGGCCAGAGUGUAAUAUAUCCUUGAAUUGGGAUAGUACCUCCUGUUUGCCUGUGUGGAGGAUAGAGAAAUGGUAGGGUAUACGUGGAAACCUCUGCACCAGUUCCUCACUUGGGCCUCUGGCUCUGCCUGUGGCCCCCAGAAUGUUGCCUAUGAGAGAAUGCAGCUCUCUGGCUGAAAAAUACCCCCACCCCUGCUCUAACUUAAGAGGAUUAGUUGCACCAUCCCUGCAGGACCCCCAUCUCCUAUGUAAGUCUUUUUGAUAGCUAGGUUCUGCUUUUGCAGUCCUACAGGCACAGGGGAAUGUCUUUUUCAAGAGUGCCCUUUGCAGACUUACUGAUGUGCCAAACUUAGCUGCUUUUAAGAUGGCAAACGGCAGCAGGCUUUUUAAUGUUUGAUUUGUCGUUCUUAUUGCCGUUCCUCUAUUUCAUAUUGUGGCUUUUAGAUGCUGCAGUUUUUGUUUCUUUAUAUUGUUAAUUGUGGGGGGUUUUAAUCCCUUGCUGGCUUUGAUGUUUUUAAAUAACCAUUUUUAAAAUUGCAAUUUGGAUUUUACCGUUUUCAUAGCCUAUGCUACCUCAGCUACCGUAUUGGUAAAAAGAGUGGGGAGAACCUUUAGUCCUCCAGGUGUUGCUGAGCUGCAACUCUCAUCAGCCCCAGCAAGCAUGGCCAGUGGUCAAGGAUGAUGGGCAUUGUAGUCCUGCAACCUCUGCAAGACCAAAGGUUACCCACACCUGCUUUAAAUAAUUACGUAGAUAUUUGGCUUAGGAUUCAGCUUCCUGAGAGCCUCAGCUUAAGAACAAUUGUGCAGAUUUGGCUGUCUCUUAAAUUAUUAUCAUUUGAGAAGGGAUGUGGUUGGUUGUUUGUUUGUUUGAAUGUUGUUAAAAGAUUUAUAAACCACUUUUCAGACUGAAAUCAUGUGAGUGCCCCAGGAGGGUAUCACAUGAGUUGUAAGAACAACCACAUCUUUCUCUCUCCAAGGAAAGAGAGAUGGAUCUACCCUCAAAAGGGAGAUCCAACAUUAGAUGCCCCCAUUGAAAGGCUGCAGAAAAGUCCACAAGUGGCUUCUCUCCAAUGUCAGAGGAAGCAUUCUAGGAGUGAUUAAGGGGUGUGCCACGAGGGGCUGUGAAUCUACGUGUUCUCCUAACAGGCCCCCAACACGCUCCCAGUUUCCAGUGGGAGAGAAAUAAAUUACUCCAGCUCCAGAGCUGGUGUAGCUUGUCUGUUUGGGGAGAUGUGUUGAAGCCCUGAUGGGCCCCAGCAUUCCCUCAGAAUUUAGGGUUUGUAAACAAACUGGGGCAGGCAUCCCCUCUCCUCCUCUUUUGCAUGAAGGAGACAGGAAAAAAUUGCUUCUGAUUUUUUAACCUAACCAGUUUCCCAUAAUUUCUGAGCUUGUUGGAACUGUUGUUUAUUUAACCCAGGAGUAGCCAAGGUGGAGUCCUUCUGGUGUUGUUGGACUUCCAACUCCCAUCAGCCCCAGACAGUAUGGCCAAUAGUAAAGGAUGAUGGGAACUGUAAUCCAGCAACAACUGGAGGGCACUAGGAUGGGGGAAGCUGGUCUAAAUGGUGUGUUUACCCUAUAGAACCUGGUGUGCUGGCUCAGAUUCUAGCACCAGAAAGAUUCUGGCAAAAUAUACCUCAAAAUACAACCCUCCUCUAGCAUCCUCAUAUCCCAACAUAACAUCUGAACCAGUCCAGAAUGAAUCAACUGCGGCUUGCCUUUGAGCAGCUGAAUCCUUCAUGGGAAAUGACUUGUUGAGAAAGCUCUGCAGCCCUCCAGAGUGUCAUGUCCUUCACAGAGAACACUUUUAUGAUCCUUCCUGCACUCGUAGUCUGUAUGGAUUCCUAGAGGGAUUAAGAGCAUAUUCCAGUUCCAUAUUGAACUGUGGUGUUGUUCUGCUCAGAGGUGUCUUAAACAUCAGUCAAGGACUCAGCCUAGAAAUAUAUAUUGCUUGCUGAGGCUCAGCAAUGACUCCAAAAUGGUUAUUAUUUCUUAUUAAAUGGGAGGUGAGUGAUUUCUCCUGGAUGAUUUGCUGUUUUGAACAGAAAGGCAAAAAAGGGGGGCAGAGGGUUCAGAGAAUCAUUUUUAGGAUUUUAUGCUGGUGCCCAGCUGCCUCACCAUGACUAAUACGGUCUUCGUUGAAGCAUGGAAAAUGUUCUCAGAUUUUCACACAGCAGAUGUAUCAUUGCUGGGUCUCCUUCUUCCUUCAGAUCCCUCUUCAAAACCUACCAUUUCUGUAGCCUUUGGCUUUACCUGUGUUGUCCUCAUCCGCAGCUGAAAUGAACUGUAAGUACAUAGAAAUUUUCUCUGCUUAUAUUCAUCCCUCGUUAUCCUCAACUUUCCCAGUCUUCUACUCACAUUUUUGCUUGUCACCCAGUAUUUCAUUUCCUUUGUUGUCUCUCCUAUUGAUUGAAGUGUGUAAGACUGUCGUAGUGUCCUGACCCAUAGCAGUAGCCAUCACUGGGGGGAAGUGGUGGUGGGAAAGAGGCGGGACUAGCCAAGUCAUCUUUGUGCCCGGAUGAGGUCAGGAUUCUGAAGGGUGCUGAGUUGGAAAACAGAAGCAAGAUUUCCAGGACCCUGGACAGUGAUCCUACAGUGAAGAACAAGAGGAGCAAGUUGCCUCAGCAAUGGCCUGCAGCACCUUCCACAGCUUUACAGUCUCCCCUGGAGGAUCAAGACUGAAGCCACACAUUCUGAGAGCACCAACUGACCAGUGCUCUAGUUGGCAGGGCUUGAGGCUGCCAUGGUAUAGUCCUUGGAAGCUGUUCAGAACUUUCUUCAUCUUCAGAGGAGUUGGUAGUUCCUUGGCAAAGGUUAAUCAUCACAGAUCAGGGAGCCAUGUGCAGAAUCUGUUGCUGACAGGUUUACUGGAAGUGAGUUAGGUUCAUCUUCUCCUUGGAGCUACUAUUGCUUGGGGACCCUUGAGUCAUUGCUUGGGGCAAUUGUACCUGUGGUACCACAUUGCACCCUACUGAAUGUAACCUAAAAACGUGCAUUUUCCACGAUUGCCCCUAUACUAUGGACCACCCUUCCAUCAUUUGCUUCUGAUGUAUUGCAAAGACUUGACUUUUUGCUCAGGCCUUCCUUGACCCUUAACAACCCUGUUGUUAUUAUUUACUUGUUUGGAUUCCCUGCAUUCCUGUUCUUAUAUGGUUUUUGUACUAUGAUUUUACUGGUUUUAUUUUAUCUUCCUUUAUAUUUCAGAUUGUUUUUAAUGUUAUACACCCCUUAGAGGUUUUAAAAUAUUAAGUGGUGCUUCAAAAUUAUUGAAUAAAUAACUACAUUUUGUCAGACCUUUUUAGUUGUUAAAUUUGUGUUGAUAAAGCUGUUGAGUUAAUCAACUCAACACUGUGAUUCUAGUUGGUCCCCAGGCAUAGGCAGCUAAUUUAGAACUUUCUGAUAUUCUGCACCUGUUGUGAAUUGAUUCAGGAGGAGGUAUGUUUCUGGGUCACUUCCUGCUUGCCUCCUUUGAGGUUGCCUCAGCUUCCUCUGCCAUCAGAUUCUAAACAAGUCACUCUUUGUGCCUUCUGUUCCCUUAAAUAUCAUAUCAUUCCCCAGAGCCCUCCUCUAACACUUCCAAUUAAUACAACAGAGACCUAUUUUGAUAGCUUUGGUGCAAUUUUAUUUUCAAACACAGCUUCCAUGUACUGUGAAGCCAAAGAGCAUUUUAUAAUAAGGAGAGGGUGGGGGUGGGAAGGAAAGCGGCUGCAACAACAAGAAGGUGAGGAUUUUUUCAUAUGGCUUUGGAAACUAAUCAGGUUAUUGCACAGAAGAGACAUGAAGCAGGCAAAUCUUGAAUAUGAUACGAUUUAUAUCAGCAAUAAGAUUGCAUACUGAGACGAGAAAGGGCCUUGUGAAUCCAUAAAAAUGGAAUAUUCCUAUUCAGGGUUAUAGCUAGCUCUGCUCUUUUCCAGGAAACUCCAUUCCAUCCCCCCUAUCCAGUUUUCCAUCUUUUGCUCCAACAGCAACUCAGCAUUCAGUGUCCACUGAACAUGCCCAGUCAUCAUUGGGUAUUAGAUUUUUUUUACCAAAUAAGAUUUUUGAGAGGAUGGCGAGAUGAGUACUAGAAACCUGAAUUGUUUUUGUAAUAACUAGCUGCUGCUUUGUUGAGAAGGGAGAAGGAUGCUUUUUCAGGACUAGCUGUGUGUUCUGAAAAACACGUGUUUUUCUGUGUUGCUGCCUGCUGCUCUGCUGAUCAGCCUGCGUUGUUAGAAACCUACAGUUUGAGCAGGUGGGAAGCAAGCAGAAACAUAGACACUGUGGUCAUCUAAAGCAGCACCAGUCUUUCCAAAACAACCUUCAUAGCACCUCAGUACUGUUUCUUCCCAGCUAGCAAUAAAGUUCAAACUCUCCCCACCAAAAAAUAAAUAACAUCUAUUGCAGACUGGAAUAUCGUUUUUCAUUUUGGGGCCAUCGUAAUAUUUGUGGACGUUAAGUAUUUGUGGGCACAUGGCUACUCAAAUAGUUGUAGGUUGUGAGCAGCUAUUUGUAAGACAGUCUUGUCUUGGGGGGUUUUAAUAUUCCUGUAAAGAGUGCUAGAUUGGCGUAUAUAUGUUGUGUGACUUAGAGGAGGCUGAGUCAACACUGUCCUUGUUGGGGAAAUGCCCUUGUUUCCAAGAUUCUGACUUUUAGAUACCUGCCACUAAUGACUUGGCUGUGUAGAGAACGUUUAUCCGCCAAGUGCUAAAAGCACAGAAGCCAAACUGAUCUCAUUAUGGGUCUCCAUGCAAAGCUGGGCCUCCAGGUUUCUGCAAGCCUGUGGCUGCCUAAGCCAUACAAAACCAGUGUGUGGUCAGAGGCAGUGAUAUUUGGGAAAUGCAUUGGGGGUACUGACAUCUUCUGCUGGAGCAGCUGUAUGGAGAAUUGCAAAUCACGAACAAUUACGCCUAACUGCAUGGGCUUUGGGCUAUGAAAGCUGACACAAAGGCCUUGAAUUAAAUAGACUGGAAGAGAAACAAAAACCUGAUUUAGGCAGCCUGCCUUUUGCACGGCUGGCUGAAGGCUGGGCUACCAGUCUCCUAAUCCUUGAUUGCAAAGAGCAGUUGGUUUGUGGUCAGCCUCUCAUUUAUUUUCACUUUCAAAUUAUUCCAUUACAUCAUCGCAUGGUGCCAAAGUAUUAAGAGAGGAAGGUGGCCUGAGCCCAGGGGGUGGCAAGGAUGCUGGUAUUUAUUUGAUUUAUGUAUAUACCACCAACUCAUAUAAUUCCACUCUACCUAAGGUAUUUUUCUUUAAGUUCAUUGAGUCUGUUCUGAGUAGGACUAGGACUGGAUACAUUCCAAAAUAUUGGGAUAUCAAAAUGAAUUCCCACCCAAGCCCACCCUAGAAAAACUGGCAGGUGCCAACGGCCCCCUGUGCCCUCUGCCUUCCAACUGCCAGUGAAUGUUGGCAGCAGAAAACAGGGCCCAGCUGUGAAUGCUGAGCCAGCCAAGACUGAGAUGUGAUUUCUCUGUCUGCCUGGGGCUUAAAGAGGCAGGGAGGCAAUUUCUGAGACUGGUUGCUUCCCAAACCCUUCCCCAAGAAUAUUUCGUGGCAGGGAUGAAGUACCUGUGGCCCUGCAGAGGUUUUGAUUACACUACGGCCUCCCAUCACCCGUGACUAAUGAUUGUGGUGGUUGGCAUUCACAUUUUAAUGUAAACAUACCUUUCUCGUACUUCCUAAAAAAAAGUCCAAAUUUGGAAAGAUAGCUGAGAUUCAUUUCACACAUUAUCUUUCCAAAUUUGCACUUUUUUGAAUUUCACAAUGCCCAAGCUUAGAGACACAAUUCAAAUUAGCAGAGGUUUGCUUGAGUCCUGCACUGUUUUCCCACUGACUGAUAAAAGGAAAGGCAAAGCCUGGUUUUUGCUCCUGAGUUGUAUGGAAAGACAGCAAAACAAAACUCUCAUCCAAGCAAUGAGUCUUGCAAAGAUCUGAGCCCUUGUUAAUGUACACAUUUCACUGCUUGAUCAACCUGCCCCUGCCCCCUUUUUUUCCUUCCUCUCUUUUCUCCCCAGAUGAAAAGGGCAUCCAGCCUUGCAGAAAGGAGGAACUUCAGUGCCUGCUGAACUGCCUGCGUUGCCACUUCAAGAAGAACUGUGGCAAAGACUAUGGGUCCAUCAAGAUCACCUGUUCAAGUGAGUAAUCCUUCAGGAUAUUCUUCAGUGGGAUCAGUUAUAUUCAUACUGACCAGGCCAGAGACCUUCGAUGGGUCUGAGUGGUUUGGUUGGUACCUCUAUAGCUUAUUAUUAUUAUUAUUAUUAUUAUUAUUAUUAUUAUUCCCUGCCCAUCUGGCUGGGUUCCCACAGCCACUCUGGGUGGCUUACAGCAUAUAUAAAAACACAGUAAAACAUCAGACAUUAUUGCCAUUCAUGUAGGUAUGCAUGUCUACGGUGGUUGGACUUCCCUUUGAACACUGUGAAAGAGUUAGGAAAUGUAUUGAGAAGAUCAUGGCACAGCCCGCCUUGGACCAUACAGCUUCAAAAUGCUAGGAUUGCGUGUCAAUAAUACCCUCCACUAGGAAAGUUAGCACAUUAGAGAGAACUCUUUCUAGGCUACCCUAACCUUCCCCAUAAUCUGUUAACUGCAGCUGCCCCUGAGCAGGGAGUUCUUGAGAAAGGGAAGCAUUUAAUUAUGUGACCUCACCACUUUCAUCAUUCUGAAGCCAUACACCCAAAUAUGGCUGUACUGUGUGAUUCUUCUGAAGUUGUAGAUCAUCUCCCCCCCCCCCCAAAAAAAGGCAGUUAAACAGUGGAGUUGAUCCAGUAAGGGGGGAAUCCAACAUGAAAUUUCAAGUUAACCAGCUGUGGGCAUGAUGAAGCACAUUGUUCAUGUGUUUCUGAGCACAAUUCAAAGUGUUGGUUCUAACAUUUAAAGCCCUAAAUGGCCUUGGCCCACUAUUUCCAAAGGAGCGUUUCCACCCUCAUCAUACAGCCCAGACACUGAGGUCCUCCUCUGAGGGUCUUCUGCUGGUUCCCUCACUGCGAGAAGCGAAGUUGCAGGGAACCAGGCAGAGGGCCUUCUCGGUAGUGGCACCCUCCCUGUGGAACACCCUCCCUUCAGAUGUGAAGGAGGUAAAGAACUACCUAACUUUUAGAAGACAUCUGAAGGCAGCCCUACACUUUUGCUUGGGUGGGAUGUUUUAAUCUAGUUUUUAACAAAUAUAAUUAUCUUUUAGAUUUUUCUUUUUAUGCAUCUAUGUGUCGGUUUGUUUUUUGCUUGAAAUAUCCCUACCAUUGACAGGAAGACAGAAUUCAGUAUGGAGUGUGCAUGGCUUCAGCAAGACAGCAGAUGUCAGCUGAAUCCUCCAUGUGCUACUCACAAGUAAACUCUUUACUGCAUAAUGAGUCAGGCACUUUUGUAAUAGGAUCAAUUAAUGGUAUCUGCAACCAGCUGGCAAUUUUAGAGAGCACAGCAUUGACUGACUGGGAUUCCGUUCACAUUCGUAAAAGCACAUUGCAUGCCAAUUCCUUCCCCAUUGUAUUACUCCUCCCCACUCCGUCCUUCCUAAUUCUAACAUUUGUUCUGUGCACUUAAGAAAAGAGCGUACUUAAGGGCGAAACUGCAAGAGAUGUUUAAUGUGUCUCUGCAAUUAACAUGCACCCAGGAUGGGGAUGUAAUGUAAAUUGCUUCAAAUGGAAGGCAGCUGAUAAUUAUCAGGAUCUCUACGGGGGAGGGGCAAUGCAAUCUUUUCCAGCAGCCAGUUUAAGGAAAUCCCUCAUCUGAUCCUGAUAUUUGCAUUGGGAGGAAGUCCUUCAUUGGCCAUUUCUGGAACUAACAAUGCCAACUAACAAUGUGGGCUUUCAGGAAGAGAUUUCCUGGUUAUGUGAGUCUAACCUUUCAGGAGUUAUGUCAGCAGGUCUUAGACCCAAAGGUUUCCUCGAUGGGUGGAUGGCCAAACUCUGCCCACAUAUUCUAACACUUAGUCAAGUCCCAUUCUAUCUGCCUCGCUUCCUUGUGUUAGAACCAACCUACAGGUUCAGGGAAAGCAUAAUGCAGUUCUGGAACUAUAAUGCUUUCAGAAGUUAGGAAUGACAUGUUUAAAUAAUGGCCUGUUUUCAUUUACCUGGUUUGCUAGUAUUUUGCUAGUGCAGUAUGGUGCUUAGGAACAUAGGAAGCUGCGUUAUACUGAGUGAGACCAUUGGUUCACCUAGCUCCAUAUUGUCUGCACUGACUGGCAGUGGCUGUCCAGCAUUUUAGAUAGGGUUCUUUCCCAGCCAUACCUGGAGAUGCAAGGGAUUGAACCUUCAGUAUACAAUGCAGAUGCUCCACCCAUGAGCUAUGGCCAUUCCCCAUAUAGCACUUUGGAGUGGAGACCUGAGUUCAAAUCCUCAUGUAGACUUGGAGCUGAUUGAAUGAGCUUGGACUCAUUACUUUCUCUCAGCCUAGACUCCCUUACAGGGGUGCUAAAGGCUUAAGGUCCAACCCUUGUUGGCCUUGUUGUUUUCAGAUAUUCCAGUUGGUUAGUACCAGGGACAGAGGCUUUUUUGUGCUGGCCCUGUGAUUCUGGAACUCUCCCAGAGAAGUUCUCCCAUUUUUAGACUGGUGCUGAACAUGUCUUCUUUUAAACUCUGGGAGGCAUUUUAUAAUUGUCUUGUGCUGUUUUAAAUGAUUUUGCUAACUUUUGUAUUGCUAUACUUUGUAUUUCUUUAUCUGUAAUAAGUGUGUUUUAUUAUUUUUAUAUCUUUGUAAGUACAGUGGUACCUCAGAUUACAAACACUUUGGGUUACAGACUGCACUAACCCAGGAGUAGUACCUUAGGUUAAGAACUUUGCUUCAGGAUGAGAACAGAAAUCGCACGGUGGCAGCGGGAGGCCCCAUUAGCUAAAGUGGUACCUCAGGUUAAGAACCGUUUCAGGUUAAGAACGGACCUUCAGAACGAAUUAAGUACGUAACCAGAGGUACCACUGUAAUUUUGAAACAAAUCUUUUGAAAUAAAGAACCUUGAACUAUUUGCACAACAUGUAAGAAAUUAUGGAAUUCAUUAUCACAAGAUGUGAUGAAGGGCAGUAGUUUACAGGACUUCUUAAAAUCAUGGAAGGGUUUUUCAUGGAAGGGUCAUGGUUUAGAGAAAGAUUGGUUGCUUUGUAUACCACACAGCUCAGUUUAUCAGGAACCGUCUAGUAAGUCAAAAUUCAGGAGAUUUAGAACAGCAGGGGUGCUGUCCAAGAGGGAACAGAGGCAAGAAGAGAUGUUGCUUCCGCACUGGUUUGUCUUUAUUUGAGCAGCUUAAUGGUUAGUGUGGCUGCCCCACCACUUCAGGGCCCAUAUGCAGAGGACUUGAGGAAUCAAGCAUCCUACUCACAAGAAGAGUUCAGGGAGUGUCCUUCUGCUGCUAAUGGACCUUGUAUCUCCAUACAGACAUGCCACUGUGUCUUUGCUUGAGGUCUUAAUGAGGAGGUAAAACCAGUCAGGGUGCAUUGGUUCCUCCUGACCUGCAGCUUCUUUGAUGUUAGGUAUAUUCCAAGGUGAGUUAUGAAUCUCCACUGACUCCUGUGGAAUCCCGUCAGUGCUAGAUCUUCCUCUUUUGCUAAGGUCUCACACGCUUCAAGGCUGGUCCUGCCAGGAGACAUGGUGGGACAUGACCGGUUGCUAAACAGAACCUCUGUGUAUGGGGGCUUUAUAUAGCUGAAUACCUCCUUCUGGGAAGUGGGCCAUGGAAGUGAUGAUCCCACUUCCACGGCCCACUUAUGAGGAUGAUGCUCUCAAGCAUCAUCUGGUUGGCAGCUGAACUGAAUGCUAGCCUACAGUGGCUGCCAACCUUUUUUCUAUAAAGAACCACAAUUCCUCAGAGGUAAGCUGUCAGUCUGCAUACUGACUGUGGGUGGGGCCAAAGUCAGGGGUGAAUGGGGCUACUCUCUUCUUCUUUUUCUGCUCCUCAUCUCUGUCUCCCUCUUCCUCCCCACUGAGCAAUCUGCUGCAAGAGGGACAGAUUGCUCUUGCUGGAUGACUGGUCUCUUGCAAGGGGCUUUUGUAAUUAGGUCCUAGGGUUGCUGAUUGCACACACCUGUUAUACUAGACAAACCUUUGUCUGAUCCAGCAUAGCAAUUCACACUUCCUUCUUACACACACAUGUGUUCUCAGAAGCAUGAUUCACUUUGAAUUUGCUAAACCAAUCUAGCAUAUUGCUCUGUGGAUACUUUCUGUAUAGGCUGGAGGAAAACUCAUGCUUUCAAAUGCCUUCACUUUAAUAUAAGCAUGUCUUCCGUGUCUGCCUUUGCCCCUCUCUGAGAAUGCAUUCAUACAUGGAUGACUCAAAGAAUGAAUAGGUUUUCCCAAUAUGCCAAGACAUCUGGGAGACAUUGGGUGGGUGGGUGUCCAUGGGAGAAAGAGACAUUGCCAGGAGAAGGAUGUUGGCAGAGCAUCACCGCAGCUGAGAUCGGAAGCAAUUUCCAAAUUACCCCCGGUCUGCUGAGUCAUUAACGCCUUAACCUAAUAUCCUGUAUUCAUUUAUUUAAUGGCCAGAUGAAAGGAAGUGAUGGAGAGCAUUUUGUUCCGGCUUUUCAAGGAAGCCAGAUGACCACAGUGUCUGCCGAGGAAGAAGUCAGUUGCUACAAUGGGAGCGGUUCAGGAAGGCGAAAUUGGCAAGGCGAUUCAUUAGAUGGAAAUGGAAUGCUAACAGCGAGUUUAAGAAAUGACGAUGCUGCUGAUGAUAAUGAUGAUGGGGCAGUGCUACUCUCCAAACAAAGUCUUAGGAAAGAUGAGACUUCUCUACACUUCUUUAUUUUGCACACAUACAAUUUCCUGCCAAAUACUAUAAAUAACCCGCGUAGGAAAACCUUGAUUCCCCUCUCCUCCUGCCAGUUGCCCAGGGUUGUAGUCACUGUUGGUUCUACUCUCAGUAGACUCUUAAAAUUAAUAGCCAUGGUCAACUUAGGUCUAUUGUUUUCAAUGGGUGUCUUCUGAACAGAACUUAAUUGGCUACAGCCAAGUGUCUUGCUACCAGUGGACCCAACUUUGGGAGGAGAACGGUUAAGUGGUAGUUUAUCUUCUACUGACUUCUUAGAGCAGCCUUCCCCAAUCUGUAGCCCUUUAGACUACAACUCCCAUCAGCACCUGUCAGUGCAACCUCUCUCCCUAUGUCAGUGCAUGAUGGGCAUAUGAACACAUGGUUUUGAAAGCAAAAUUUGACUGUAGCAUUGGCUUCAGUUAGUGGUGGUGCCCACCCUGUGAAAUGCCCUCCCAUCAAAUGUUAAGGAUAUAACAUUUAGGAAACAUCUGAAGGUAGCCCUGUAUAGGGAAGUGUUUUAAGGUUUAAGGUUUUAUUAUGUUUUAUAUAUGUUGGAAGCUGCCCAGAGUGGCUGGGACAACCCAGUCAGAUGGGUGGGGUGAAAAUAAAUUACUACUACUACUACUAUUGAAGAAGAAGAAGUAGAGUUUGGAUUUGAUAUCCCGCCUUUCACUCCCUUUAAGGAGUCUCAAAGCGGCUAACAAUCUCCUUUCCCUUCCUCCCCCACAACAAACACUCUGUGAGGUGAGUGGGGCUGAGAGACUUCAAAGAAGCCCAAGCCCAAGGUCACCCUGCAGCUGCAGGUGGAGGAGCGGAGACACGAACCCGGUUCCCCAGAUUACGAGACUACCGCUCUUAACCAGUACACCACACUGGCUCUCCAUAUUGAAGCUGAUAUAGCACUGGAUGAAUGUGAUCCUGCGGCGAAGACCCUGUAAGGAGUCUCGUCGCAGCAUUCUUCACCUGCUGGAGUUUCUGGGUCAGCUUCUAGGGCAGCUCCACGUAGAGUGAGUUACAAUAAUCAAGCCUGGAGGUGACUGUUGCAUGGAUCACAGUGGCGAGAUCAGGGUGAUAGAUUUUAUAGUAGUAUAAAAUCAAGGCUUUUUUUAAAAAGAAAAAAGUUGUUCGGAUCUGUGUUGUGCCAGGGCUAUGUUGAAGGGGGAAAUAUUUGCUUUGUUUAGCUGAUAAUUUAGCAGCCUGUCUUUCAUUGUACAUAUUCAUGUCUUUAUCAGCAUUGUUCAUGCUUAAAGCUUAUAUAACCAGGAAACCGCGGUGGGCGGGGGGAUGUGCAAGUGUCAUUUAUCGAGAGACAAUGAACCUCAUUCUAUCCACUGUCUCAUGUGAACUUUUGUGCAAGGACUGCAUGCCUACAGGGAAAGUGAGAGAUUUUGUAUAAUGAGGCACAAUUCUUGGCUCUGGAUUUUUGACGUUUUGAGCCAAAGUGAAGAUAGAUUAUACAGUGGUACCUCUGGUUACGAACUUAAUUCAUUCCAGAGGUUUGUUCUUAACCUGAUUAACCACUUUAGCUAAUGGGGCCUCCUGCUGCCGCCUCACGAUUUCUGUUCUCAUCCUGAGGUAAAGUUCUUAACCCGAGGUACUACUUCCUGGUUAGCAGAGUCUGUAACCUGAAGUGUUUGUAACCUGAGGUGUUUGUAACCUGAGGUACCACUGUACAUGGUAAGAUCUAUUGUUGUAAUCAGAUGCAGGUCUUGGUUCAUUCCAGUUGUCCCGCCCCCCCCAUACAUACAGGUGAAGAAUGGGAGGAGCCACACCUGCUAAUUAUGUCCUCAGUGUCCCCUAACAUUCAGCAGGAUGUCUGAAAUGGUUUCCCUAUUUGCCUACAGCUGUAUUGCAUAGGCCUACUAAAAAUAUUAAAGAUUCGUGAUUUUCCGCUCUACCAUAUUGAGGUUUUGCCUCUUCUUCUGCUUCCUCUGGUGCUUGGUGCCACCAGGACCAGCCCUAUCACUAGGCAGAAUGAGCACCUUCCUCAGGCAGCAAAUGCUGAUGGGCAGGAAGCAGCAACAAGUAUUGAAGAACAGAGCUAUAUGUGCUGUGCAGCCUGCCCCACACCCCCUCAACCAGGAGUAGGGAAUCUUCUUUAGCCCAAGAGCCACCUUCCCUUCUGGGCAAAUUUCAGGGGAGAGGGGACAGGGCCAGAGGCAAGAUUGACUAGAGCAAUAAUUGUGGCUUUUGAAUAGUGACUAUCCUCCAUCUGGGCAGGCAAGAAGCAUCAGUCCAAAGACACAUUCCAGCCAAGCAAAAACAUUCAAGGAGGGUGCAAUGCAGGGCUGGUGAAAGGUGUGGCUCAAACGGCCUCAGGUGAGAGGUCUGGAGGGCCACAUUUGACACCUAGGCCUUAGCUUCCCCCUCUCUGCCUUAUACUCGCCAGCAACAGACAAGAAUGUCAGCCCCUUACAAGAGCUGAAAUAAGAAUUAACUGCCAUUCCUGUCUUUGCCUCAGGCAGCAAACUGUCUUGAGCUGACCCUGGGUGCUUCCUUUCCACCACCACUUCCCUUUCUGAACAACUAGGGGACCCUGCUUCCCCUGCUUGCCCACAGCCUUACUUAGAUGUUGCUCCUGCCUUGCCCUGCCCUCCAUGAGCCAAGAGUCAGCCCUGAUAGUCACCUGUCUUGCCAACCAGCUUUUAUUCAGAGAUUUUCAGUGGUUCGAUUAAACUCCUUUGGGAGACUCCAUGUGAGAAGGGGUAAUCUGAGAAAACUCCUUGCUGGAACAGGCAAAUGUAUUGGGGGGGAGGAAAAAGAUGUAUCUUGUCAAAAAAGACAGCGUGCAUUAAAUUCAGUAUAUUCUGGGGGUCACACCAGUUGAAAAAUUCUUUGCCCUUUUGCUUUUUUGUCUUUUGGUGCUGCUCCGCUUUCCCUUUCAUUUGGAAUUUAGGUUUAAAAAAAUGAAGACAAAAAAACAGAGAUCUCUUGUAAGAUCUCUUAUUGUAAUUGUUUCAAUAUCCAUGUGUUAUUAAUUGUGUAUAUGGCCAAAACGGUAUCACCCACACAGAAGAGGAAGUGAUCAGUAGGCUUGGGGGAAUCAAAAGUUUGCAAAAGUACAACAUCAUAUUGUGGGGGUGGGAUAAGCCUAGUAAGGAACAAGCAUGCUCAUAACAUUUUGCGGUAGAACCCAUUUGUUUGUCUGUUUUUUAAAUGUGAUUUUCUUCAUCUGCACUGAAUUCAUUAUGGUGCAAGCAUAGCCCAGAGAGACUAGCUCAAGGUCAUCCAUUAAGCCUCACAACUGAACAGGGACCUGAAUAUAAUUCUCCCCAAUGCACGUCCUUGCAAUCUAUCCACUUUAACAGGGUAACCAGUGUCGUACUCUCCAUGCAUUUUGGACUACAACUCCCAUCGUCCCUGAUUAUUGGCCAUGCUGGCUAGGAAUGAUGGGAGAUGUAGCCCACAACAUCUGAAGCACACCAUCUUAGCAACCCCUGCACUACACCCUUACAGAGGACAAGAAAAAAGAAGCAAUGGCUCGGAAAUUCUUCUGGCUCUUCAUAUGAAUUCUGGUUGGUUGCUUCCUAGAUUGCCAGAAGCUGCCUGUAUUAAUUUUCCACGGUAACAAGAUUCCAACUUGCUUGUCUCAGUCUAUGUACAGAGACGCUCAACAGGAGCAUUUCCUGGAAUGGCCCUUGAGUCGCCGUUAAUUAGAAGUGAACAUUUUAUCCCAGCCAUCUUCAAGUUGAUCACUCUUAUCUUUUCAUUAAGCAUUUGAUUACAAAGUGGAGGCUGAAACUGCAGUUGAGCAGAGAACUUAUUGAUGCAUAGCAGAUGCGAAGGUGAAUUUCAAAAGGACCCUCGGGUGCUAAACAGAGCAAGCAUAAAUGAACAAUGCAGCCAAUAACCCUGACAAAAACAAAUAGGAAGGGCCCAGAUUUGUCAAGUGGCAUCAGCUCACAUAGCAUAUGAUCACGCCGGUGAAGUUGGGAUUGCCCUUAUUUAGUCGUCAAUCAGUGUCACAAUUCCCUGCAUGGGAAUUCAUGUGCAGAAGCUAAGAAUAUGGCUAUGGAGGUAGAACUUAUCCUGAAAAACAGGAAGUUGUUGUGAUCAUAUCUGAAAAGAUGAUGCACAGGAUUGACUGCAUGAUCCUCCAGUGUGGCUUGUAAUAAUUUUUACCCUUCCCAAUGUUCUUUUGCUGUUUGUCACAUAUACAGUAGCCACUUUAUGUGUGGCAUUAGCUUCCCUUAUAAUAGAAAGUGUGAUUGUCUCAUGCAGGGGUCGACAAAGUUGUUGUGGCUUGGGCCGGUUCACUGUCCCGCAGAUCCUGCAGUGGGCCGUAGUGCACACGUGUGCACGCAUGCGCAAACGCUGUUUCCGGCGCUCCUUCUGGCACAGAGGAGGCGUGCGCAGCUUCCCACUGGCUGCAGGAGCUUCCUGCAGCCAAUGGGAAGCUGGCCAGCAUCGCGGAAUGCAGUCCCAGCUCUGCCCUGUGCCUGUUUAGUGCGGCGCACAGGAGCCAACUGAGCAGGCGGCGGGGGUCCAUGGGCCGGUUAAAUGACCCCCAUGGGCCACUUGUGGCCCAUGGGCCUUAGGUUGCCAACCCCUGGUCUCAUGCCUAUCAACAGAGCAGUUCAUUGAUGCCCAAUCCAUUUCUGGACCCAACUCAAGGUGUUGGUUUUGACUAAUACAGCCCUGCAUGACUUGGGACCCCCACUACCUAAAGGAUAGCCUCUUCCUAUAUGUAUCUUGGCUACCCCCUAAAUCAAUAAUAGAAGCCCUCUUUCAAGUGCCCCCUCACUCUGUCGGGUGGCUACAAGGAACAGGACCUUCCUGGUUCUGGCCUCUCAGCUAUGGAAUGCGCUCUCUCGGAACCUUCUUGCAUCUACCUUAAUAUAUUUUUGGCACCAGACAACAACUUUUUGUUGUUGUUCACCCAGUCUUUAUAGGGUGAACAUAUUGCUUUAGGGUGAACAUACUGUUUCAAUUUUGUGGUAUUUCUAGUUCAGUAUUGAAAUAAUUUUAUUCCCUGUCAGUUGAAUUGCUUUGUGUAUCCGCUCUCAUGUUUUUAGGACAACUAAUGUGUUUUAGAGUUGUGUUGCAGUGCCUCAGGUAUUGGUUUUGGUGCACAGUGGGUUGUAUUUUUUUUUAAAAAAAAAGUUCAGCUGUAGUUUUCAUCUGCCUGUUGUUCAGAGAACAUGGCUGAAGCCUUCCCCAACCUUGUGCCCUCCAAAUAUUCUGGACCACAACUCUCAUCAGCAAAAAGAACUGUCCUGGCUGCCAGUUGCCCUCCUUCUGUGUAUCAUCAGGCUCUGGGAAAGAAAGUGUGAUGUGGGGGUCACAGUGCAGUGUGGUCCAUCCAGCCCUGCUCAUUGUCAUCCUCACCAAGGUCUGCAUUCUACAAAUGUUGGAUGCAGUUCUGUGUGCAUCCAGAUGUUUGUGGGUAGAGUUUGUCCACCUGAGGAGGGACUCUAAUUGGGCAGAGUCCUUGCUUGCAUUGUGGAACAUCCAUAUGUGCAUAGAAUUCCUUCAAACCAUCCUUUGAACAUCCAGGUAAUAGGAGAACAUUGUGAUUUGUGCUAGACUAGAGUCCCCCGCAAGCCUGCUCCAUGUGUUCAUUCAGCUUGUGGAGGGGUUCAUGUAGAAAUCCCUUCUUUGAUAUCUCUCUCAAUCUCUCUCUCUGAGGGUACAAUUUUUUUCUUUGGAAUUUAGGGGUGAGCUUAUCCAAGAGAUAUCUUUGUAUCUCCUCCUCUCCACAUUGUUUUGUUUAAAAACCAGUUUGAAGUAGCAUUCUGAAGAACUUGAAAACUGGCUUUGCUGACUCGGGGCACCAGUCACUAGAAAUGGAUUAUUACGCUCUUUAGCUGCUCAGCCGUUUUGAUGGGGUUUGUGCAAGCGAUUUCCCCAGUGGAUUGAGCCCAAGAGAAAAUGCAAAGUAAUUUAGAUCACACAAAAUGAAGGUUAUUUGGGUUAUCUGGUGAUGAAAAUUAAUAAAUGAUGAGGUAAAGCAUAAACCUUUUAACCUCUGAAGCUCAGCGAAGGGAGAAAUAACUUCAGACUUCUACUUAAACCCUCACAGCGAUAUUAGAUGGGGUUUUGAAUUUUUUAUGGAAUGUACACCAACCAAAAUUGUACUAUAAACAGAGACCAAGAUAAAGGGUAGAAUGCAAUAAAUAGCACUCAGUGAAGCUGCUGAAACACUAUCCUUACCUCAACCAUGACAUUCAUUUUAUUUAUUUAAAAGCAUUUAUAAACCGUUUAAUGUUAAAAAAAAAAAUUACAUGGUUAUAGUUGAAAAAACAAACAAUGUGUCAUUAAAACAUUAAAACAAAAACAUAACCCAAAGCCAAUAAAAGAGCAGUAUAGAAAUGCAUAAAAACAAAUAAAAGGGAUAUAAUAGAGGACUCAGACACAUGACACAGGAUAUGAAUUUAUGAGUUAGGGAAUACAUGGGCAAAAAUUGCAUAUCAGCUUUCUCUCUCUAAUUUCAUUCAUGCAAUAUUCAUCAAAAGUAAUCACUUCUUAGCUAAACGAAACAAACACAGUACUACUUCAAAGGGCCAAGAGCAACUUAAUAUGGAAAAACAAAGCUCCAGAAUAUUUGCCAAAGUACAUCCUGCGCCAUAGAGAGAUAAGAUCAGGAAUGUACUUUGGCACAAUAAUACAACACAGCUUUAACUUCUGAAAAAUUGGGGAAAGGAAUUAGAUAGAACAGCAUAUCAAAAGCAUGAGCAUGCCUCACAAGGGCUUCUUGUAGGUUUGUGGUCAAGCGGUUUGUUCAGGUUUGUUGGUUUGCCACUGAGGAAGGCUAUUUGGUAGAAAUGCAUCUGGCUAUGGAAGACUGACUGUAGCAGAUACCUGUCUAGUGCCACCCCAGGGUGUACGGAUUGGUCUGAAAACAAUAAAGCAUCUUUAGUAUGCACAUCUAAUAAUAUAUUCACAUUCAUCCAUUGGCUGUUGUGUAUUGUGAAUGGUGAUGUAACCAUUGACUGCUGUUGGCUUAUGUCACUCUUUCUGGCUUGCAUGUUCCUACCCAUAAUACUAUUCCAUUUCUACAUCAACCUGCAAUUUCUUAAUCAUCUCAAAAUGUUUAAAUGUAGAUUUUAAAGGUGUUUAAACAUUUAACCUAAGAACAUAAGAGGAGCUUGCUGGAUCAGACCAAUGGGAUCUUGUCCAGAAUCCUGUUUUCACAGUGGCCAACCAGAUGCCUGUGGAAAACUCACAAGGAAGAUUUAAGAAAAGGAGACCUCUCCCCUCCUGUGGUUUCCAGCAGCUGGUAUUCAGAAGCAUUUCUGCAUCCAAGUGCACAUUCAGAGAAGUGCAAAAUCCAGUGGACAGCUGAAUUCUGAUCUGCACAUUAGUCUAGAAAUUACAGAUCAGACCAUUACAUUUAGGAGUUCACGUAUAUCAAAUUCCUGAAGCAUUCCUCCUCCCAGCAGCCUUCUGAUUUUGUGAACACAAAUUCUUCCUGCACAUCCGUGGAAUAAUUCAUCUGAAGUGCCAUCCACGCUGUUGGAGGUUAAGGCUACCGGUCAAGAUUGUUAAAUGCAAUCUCUAGCAAUGCAAUACAAGCAACUGAAGACCAGCUUCUAAAGAACUAUUGUGGGAGAGGGGGGGUCUAUUACCUGCACAUCUUCCUUGAGGCCUCUGGUUGGCCAUUGAUCCUAUAACAAGGAAGUUCAAUCCUCAGUUAUGGAUCAGAGAGAAAACUUUCUGCUGGUUUUCCCCUUUACAGAGCAGAUCUUGUUUCAGCAUGCAGGUUGUGAGAGCAAUGUUACUGGUAACAAUAUGUGCAUCUUGGUGUAUAGAUGAUUAAUCAAAGUUGUAAUGAAAGCUGGUGACAAUCUGCUUUCCACAUUAAUGUUGGCUUGGUAACGCAUCACAGUAACAGCCUGUGAUAAGAUGUGUUUGUGUGUAUUUAUAUAUAUGUGAAACAAGUAGAGCAGGUUUGUUAGAAUGGUUGACUUGCUUAUUUUUGGUGCUCACAUAUUUUUAGAACAAAACGAGUCAGAGUCGGGGGGGGGACGCAACGGUGUGCCACUGCAGUGAGUCAGGAUGACAUUUUGCACAUCACAGACACUACCCAGUUUCAACAUUGGUAAAAAUAUUUAAAGAAACUGUCAUGUCAGCACUACAGAGGAAAUAUUACAUUUAUCCUCCCAGCAUUCAGCUGCUAAAGGCCUGCUUGGUGGAGGAGGGGAAGCUGGCACCCUUAAUACAUCAAAUGGGGGCAAUAUUGUAUAAGGAAUGCAGAGAUGACAUGUAUAGGGGGCACAGCUGAAAAUCAUUUGGUGAGAUUUGCCAUGCCCCAGUCCUCAGACAUCUCAGAUAGUAAAUAUAAGGCAGAGGAGACUUCUUACCUGGAGUUUUUAUCUGCCAUCCAUUCUUCGCUUCUGGAUUUCUCUGAACUGCAUGGUUUCUGUUACUCAUUGUACCAGAGGCUUUGCUACAAAGAGUUUUAGGCAAUAGAUCUGGAAUAGAAAAUUUUCCUUGGCUCAGGUAUCACAUUCCUUUCUGGGCGCCACAUGUUAGCAGCGGGCAAAGGCAAGAGUGGGCAGAGCAAUGAGCACAUCCCCCCCCCCUUCUAAAGUAGUGUAGUGUCUCCAUACACAGACUGACAUAGCCCUCUCUAUCCUCCAUCCAGACAACCAAGAGGCAUGAUCAGAACUCAGUGACACAUUCUAGCCUGGUCAAAGCACUCAGGGAGCCAGGCAGGGCCUGGAGAGAGUCCUGGGAGCCAGGGACAAACACCUGAAGGGCUACAUUUGGCCCUUGGGCUUUAGAUUCCCCACCUUCUGCAAUAGAUGCUCAAGGUGUUUUUUCUUCAAAGUGAACGGUGAAUAAAUUAGCAGUGCUGUUCUGCCUCUCCUUCAUCCUUUAAUCAAUUUGAAUUUUUGUUUUACUGUGAGACUUUACAGUCGAACAUGCAGCAAACACAGCAUGAGAAUUUUACUGACGAGCCAAGAAUUUAUUCCUUGCUGCAGAGCCUAAUAAAUAGUGAAUAAUCGCUUUCUUUUUUAAAAAAAGAUAGGUGCACUAGCAAAGCGUGCUGAGGAACACAUUGUUCACUGACGACGUUCCAUCUUUUAUGCAGCAGAGUAGCAAAACGCCAUUCAGUGCCAGAGUCAGAGGAAAUGAGGCCAUAACUAAUGUCGCCAGCGAUCAUUAUGACAGGGGUCAUAAAUUCAUACAUGAUCCUUCCUGUCUCACUUUGCAGACUUCAUAAAAAAAAAAAAACCUGUAACACUUUGGGUAGAUUUUAUUUCUCUUUGGUAGCUGAGUUUUUGUUUUAGAGUGGGACUUUUUCAAACCAAUGUGUAUGUGAUUUCGAAAGUAAACAGAGAUUUUUGAGGUGAGGGAAGAUUAGGGCAGAAUCUACUUACAGCACAGCAAAGAUGAGCAAAACUAAAGAGGCAUUCAGGCACCACUACUCCGUUUUCCCUAUGUCUCCUAACCUAAUAAUUUUUUGCAUCGUAUGUGAUCUUUCACACGACAUAUAGAAGUCACUUUUGGAAAUCUAGCAGAAGUUUAGCACUCAUGUCCAUGUUAACUGCUUCCAGAAUAAAUCUGUUUGCAACCCCAUUAACCCAGAAAAAUCACAGGACAAAAUCUGGGGCAGAAUAUUCUUUCCUGACUUCAGGUGGGCCAGCAGAAACCACUACUGAUGUCAACAAACAAAGCCACCCUGACCUAUUCACUGGAAUUAUUGCCGUGCCUGGAAAUGGUUUAUGGAAAGGGACCUGAAGCCCCGUUAAAAAAGCUUGCAUGAGUUCAGAAUGUUUUUUCUGCCGGAGAAAGGGGGCGAGGGGCAGCAUCAUACACCAUGUGCCGCUUUGCCUCCCAAGUGAUUUGUUUCGCUGUAGCAAUAUUUAUCAUCUUGAUGAAAGAUGCCCUGGCUCUGAAGAUUGGAAAGGCUUUUUUGUUUUGCUUUGUUUUGUUUACCUGCUUAAUUUGAAGCAGCACCUAUACAAGGUACUGUGACAUCAACAUAAUAACCUGAAGCCAGAGGCAUCUGAAAAGAUUUAUUUCCAGAGCUCCUUUGCGGUGACACGCUUUUUUGCUUCUGACAUUCUCAAUUUGCAGGCCGCUGGUGAUCCAAUCUGAUUCCUUCUGACUCUUUAAUAAGGAUGUCAAUGCACCAGGCGGAGGCCAUUAUCUGAUAGCAUGGAAAUAAGAGGCAGAGUUAGUGAUCUCAAGGGGUGGCCAGCUCUUUCGCCUCAGAUGAGCUAGUCAAGGUCACCAGAAUGGUACAUUUUCUGUCUGUUGGCUUGUGUCGUACUUCCUUAAAUAUAUCCCUUUUGAGUGCAUCUGAGGAAACGUUUAUUAAUUGCUGCAUGGGGUGUUAAUGCAGGGACUUAGCAUAAAAAUAAUUUUAGGCUGCCAGCUGCACAUUACAGGUGAAAUUGGAAUGCAAAUGGAAGCUUACAAAUCACUCAGGAGACAGUGUAUCACAGCCUAGGUAAAUAUUACUAACAUCAAUGGGACUACUUGUGAGUAAAUUUGCAUAGUUGCAAAAUGGAAUAUUUGGCUAUAUCUUCCCCAGGCACCUUUGUUAAGCAGGCUAAAGAGAACCCAUCACUGGUGGUCUUAUUUUCACAAGGUGUGUAGCACGAAGGAUGAGGGAUUGUGUUGUGAUUGGCUGUUGACAUCCAUCAUAUCCUGAGUUCUCGUGUGCCACUGUGGACAUAUCAGUGGGGUGGGGGGAACUUGGUAAAAUUCAUUUCUGCUUCUUCGAUUGCCUCCUAUGGAGUUGAAUUUCCUUACACCUUCCCUUUUGGUGGUGUCAAUUCCACCUGGUUACAUGAGCAUUGCCAGUGGCCGGUGAGGGUUUGGGUGUGAUGAACCUGUGUCUGCCCCUCACUGCACCCUUUCCCUGAAUUUGCGCACUCCAUUUUCAUCCUGUUCAGUAUAUCCCAUUGGUGAGCAGCUGGGUUUUCAUAGGGAUGUGGGUUUUAUGUUAACAUGGGCUUCUUUGUGUGUCUGCCCCUCAAAACAGUAGCUCUUUGGAGCAAAUGGGCCUACUAUGUUGUAGUACGAGAUGUGGGAGAAAUUUGGUUCAGUUUGCAUUUAAAGGUGAACCUACAAAAUCCACACUUCCCAAAACAAUCUGCAAACCAAAACACAGCUAUCCUUUGAAACUGGCACUUCACUGAAUUCUGCAGUGCCAUUCUCCAACCAAGUAACAUGUACAAAAAUGCAUAUACUGGGGUAAAGGGUGGAUUAAAAUGCAUAUAUUUGUGAAAAUAUCAUACAAACAUGCAUUUUAUUGGGGGGCAUUGCUUUGCACAAUUGUGUGUAUUAGUGAAUGGACUUUAGCUGGUGAUGGGUGGACUGUAGCUCAUUGGUAGGAAUCUGCUUUUAAUGCAGAAGGUCACAGGUUCAAUCCCCAAGUGGUAAAAAAAAAGUGUGUAUUAGGUAAAAUUGCAUGCAAAAGUUCAUACAAGAGAAUAGUUGUUUUUUCAUGUAAAAAAAUCAUGAACUGAUGUGGAUAUGUGGAGAAUUAAACUGAAGACUGGAAAAAUUAAGAACUGAGAGAAACCAAAAUAAACCAAUUUGCCCAUCCCUACCAGUAGUAUCACCUCAACUCUCCCUCUUCCUCUCUUCCUCACUGGUGUGUAGCAAUUUAUCUGAACCAGACCAUCCCCAUCACUGAGUUUACCCACUUCACUGAAGGCAAGGCUGACACUAGCAUGUCGGAUUCUUCUGUGCUGGUAGCAGGUGUAGUGAUUGGAGCAGUUCUCUUCCUUUCCUGCGUGGCCAUCAUCAUCGGCAGCCUGCGAAAGAAUAGGUGCUUUCAACAUCUCCAGCUGAGAAGAGAUGCCAGUUACAGUAAGAGGACUGUUCUGAUUUUUUAAAUAACUUCUUCAAAAAUAUAGAUGUUCUGCAAACGUUUCCAGUGUGUUUUCCCACCAGCCCCUUUUCAUUCUGUUGCUGUCACACUUAGUUUGCAAACUAGAUACAGCAAAGCCAGGCUUUGUGUGUUUGAACAGGGCCUUUCCACUGGAUGGAGUGAUGCAGCUAAUUUGGGGUGGCAUGGAAGGGUACAAGUCAUUGGUUGUUUGACUUACAUUUAUUGCUUUGUACUCCCAGGGAGAAGCACUUGUAGGAUUUUCUGCCUCAGGUGCCAAAGUAACUUGGAAAGCAUUGGGUACCAGUGUGCUUUAAAUGUAUGGUGUGUAUGAGACCGUAGCGGCAUGAAAAUAACCUGGGAUUGGUGGGGAAAGGCGUAGAGACCAAUGCAAUUCACCAGUUUCCAGAGAUGAUUUAAGAAUUUCAUCCAUUCAAGAGCUCUCAGUCAAACAUGCUCUGCAGGGGUCUGGUUAUCCAGAAUGGUUUAUCAAUCCCUCUUCCCAGGGAACUCAUCAAUUGUAGCUUUGUGAAGAGAAUAGAAGUCUGCUAACAACUCUUGACACGCUUAGAGUUCCCAGGAUUCUUGAGGGGGAGUCAUGGCUGUUAAAAGCAAUAUGAGAAUGCUUUUUAAAAAUGGGUGGUGCAGAUGUGAUCUGUGGGGGGGGGGGGGGUUAGGUCUGAAAAGCAGCAUACAAAUUUUAAAUCUACAAAAUGCCUGUUUGCGGUGUUGUGAGACCAGUAUUUUCUUCUUUCUUCCAGCUCCAGAAUGCUUCUACGGUGGCUCAGUUGGAGAACUAAGAUCCAGUUGCAUAGAGGAGUUCCCUCCAGCCUUCUAUUUCAGCACUUAUGUGGAGACACAGGUCAAUGUCACCUGCCCCGACUCACCUCCCCAGUAAGCACCUUUCGAAUGCAUUUUUAUUACUGGGAUGAAUGGUGUGGAAAUGGGAGCUCUGCUGGGCUCAGUCCCAAUGUUCUUCCACCAGAAUAUGCUCUCAGCAUUGAGUGUGGGUGAGAGACACAGGCAGGGUCUCCAAACCCCAGUGGCUGCUAUAAAUGAUGUGGGAGAAACAGGUGAUGGGAAGGCAAUAAAGACCUACAGGUGGAAGUCUGUGCUGUGAGUAGUGAUGAGGGCAAAGGCAAGUUUCAGGGAUGGAGUGGGACUCAGGUCACAUGGUGCAUUUGAAACACAUUUAUACCACUUUUAACAAUCAUGACAUGUUAAGGGUGCUGAGAGCUGUAGUUCUGUGUGGGGUAAACUACACUCCCCAGGAUUCUGGCAACCUUGAAAUUAUUGGCUAUAAUAAAAAAUACAAUUGAAAAUAUUAAAUUAUUACAAUUUUAUUUAUUAAAUCAUUAUAUUUGUAUAAUUUAUUUUAAGAACUUAAAUGAAACAAGAAACCUUUUCCCCCAAAUGUUUUUAAUAGGUUUUAUCCAUCUAAGGCCUACUCAGAAUUGAGGAACCAGAGCCUAGGUUAGCCAUACCCAUUUAACCUCUGUGGAUCUACUCUGAGUAGGACUAGCAUCAGAUACCACUCAAUGUUUUUAACUGGUUUGGGGGUUUUUUGUUUUGUUUUUUGUUUUGUUUUAAUUGUGUCUUUUGCUAUUUUGUUUUUUUUGCUGCCCUGGACUCCUUCGGCAGAAUGGACGUUUAAUAAAUAAAUAACUGGGGUGGCUGUAGCUAUCUUCCUUUUAUAGAUUUCCAUUUGUUGCUCUUCUGCUGAGCACACGGUAGUUACAGCAACUUGUCAGGAUAAUAGAUGGUCUCUCUCGUUUAGCUCUUCAAUACAGUGGUACCUCGGGUUAUGAACUUAAUUCAUUCCGGAGGUCCGUUCUUAACCUGAAACCAUUCUUAACCUGAGGCGUGCUUUCUGUAAUGGGGCGUCCCGCUGCUGCCACCACGCGAUUUCCAUUUGCAUCCUGGGGCAAAGUUUGCAACCCAGAGCAACUACUUCCGGGUUAGCGGAGUUUGUAACCCAAAGCGUUUGUAACCCGAGGUACCACUGUAGAACAGGGUUAAAAGGACUGAAAAAUGAGGCUGUCUGAACAGUGUAGGGGCCCAGAAUUAUUUCGGGCAAAGGCAAAGACCACCCACACAUUACACCCAGUGCUUUUUUAAAAGGGGGUACUCAAUGGUAUGCAGUACCUGCACCUCUAUUCUUUUUUUUAAAAAGAUUAUGCCAUUUCUUUUCCUUCUCUGCCCCUCUCCGUGCCUCCAAGUAACCAUCUGCACUGCACAUUUUUUAAGCCGUAUCAUCCCAUUUUCAACAGUCAUAGCUUACCCCAAUGAAUCCUAGGAACUGAAGAUUGUUUCGGGUGCUGAGAGUGGUUAGGAGACACUUCUUCCCCUCACAGAGCUACAGUUCUUAAAGUGGUUUAACAAUCCAUCCCUCUUUUCCCAGGGAGCUCUGGGAAUUGUAGGCAGUUCAUUGUUCAGUGGCCUACUGCCUCUUAACAGUGAAGGCAGGACAUAGCCAUCGUGACUAUAAGCAUUGUAGAUACAGCUUCACUAGAUCAAGUACCAUGUAAAGCAGCCCUUCCCAACUUCCUCUGGAUUGUACCGAAGGAUUUCCAUGUUAUGGGAUCUGAGAAUCCACCCUGCUGCUUUUAAUGAAUAAAUAGCAUUAGCUUUCUGCCAGCCGUAGCUUUUUCAUUCACUAAAAAUAAAAGGUGUGGGUUUUUUAAAUAAUAAUAAUAAUAAAUUAAUUAAUAUAAUAUUUCCCGCCUAUAUUCCUCCAAAGGAAUGCUUUUCAAAAGUGCUCCCAUGGAUUAAAGCAUUAUGUUGUAGAAGUUGAUGAGUAAGAAAUGGAUUUUUAAAAUAGUUUUCUGAGGGUGGAAGCUGAAUGAAUAGUUUCCAAAUCACCAACAGAGCAGAGGAGGUGUGCCUUGUGUCUCAUAUUCUCUUUGGCACAGGUGGGCAAGAAAAACAAAAGAGGAGGGCUGAAUGGUGUAAUUCAUCUGAUGAAUCGAUUAAUAAUCACAAUCAGUUAUUUAACUACAGUUUUAGAAUGAAUAGAUAUCCAGUUGGAGUUAUUAUCGUAUGAGAAAGGCAAGCUGACUUGUCUCCUCUGGACAGCUUGAAUUCUUAAAUGAAUUGCGUGAUUGGUUUUUCACUCCACUGAUCCAAGAUGAAGAUUUGAAACAGAGCAGCAUCAAAUAGUAAUGAAAAAGUCAUACAUACACACACACACACACACACACACACACACACACACAACUUUAUUUAUUCAUUCGUUCAUUACUGGCAUCCUCAGGUCCAAAAUUGAAAACCCAGAGUUUGCUUUGUGUUAUAUGCAGGGAGUAGGGUUUUAAUACUGAAUUGCAAAAUUGUUUUUUCAAUUUUGCUAAGGUCCACUCCAUUUUAUGAAGUAAUACUAGCCAAACAUCUAAGGGUCACUUCACCACUUGCAAACUGUACAUUGCUUCUCAGGUCUACAACUGCAUAACCAAAUGGGGCUGUCAGGUCCUCACCCAGAAAUGAUCCCUCCAGGAAUGCUAAAGUGACAGGUAUUGAAACAGGACCGAAGUCACUGUAUGGCAGAGAAUUAGCAUCUUCUAGGGUUUAAGCCCUUGCAAGACACAGAUAACCACUCAACAGUUUGCAGGAUGAAUCUGAGCCAGUGUGUGUGUGUGUGUGUGUGUGUGUGUGUGUGUGUGUGUUUUCUGAAGAACGUCUAGGGCAGAAACACUAUUUAUAUAAAAUUCUAAUUGGGAAAUUAAUUUAUCAAAGAUGCCUUAGGGGUGUUUAAUAAUUUAAUUGCUUUGAUGUACAAAUGACUGAAAUCUCAUUUAGGACUCAAUUUGAUUAUCUCUCUAGAUGUAUCCCUAAUCGGUUCUCACACUAGAUUUAAGAAAAUUGCUACAGCUCUCAUUUGAGUUUUAUUUCUUUAUCUUUUUUAAAAAUCAUAAUCCUGCCAUGCUCACAAGGCAAUCAGAUGGAAGCCAUGCGGUCAAUUUGUCUUGACAACCCUAACUAGAUGGUAGUGAUAUCUAUAAUCGUCCCUUUAGGUGAAUUAAUGGCUUUCUCGUGGACCCAGGAUCUCUGUGAGCAUGGCAGAUUUAUUUGAUGUGAGAGGUAUUUUUAAAAAAUGGCAGAUGCAAAGUGGUGGUGGUGGUGUUGUUGUUGUUGUAAAGGAGGGUUCAAAUGAUAUCCGGCUGCCCUUCAUCAAUAGUUUCUGUUUUGUUCUGGUGCAGUUAAUGCUUCCAGGGGUCUCAACUUCCCAGAACAUCUGUUACAACUGUUUCCAUUAGAGUCUCAGUAAAGCCGUGCUUGGGGACCUGCACCCUUUCAAAUGUUGCUGACUAUAGCUGCCAUCAUCUCUAACCAUUGGUCAUGCUGGCUGUGGCUGAUUGGGGGUUGGCAGUCCAGCAACGUCUAGGUCACAUCCACACCAUACUUUUAAGUCACUCUAAUAUCACAGUCAUGAAUUAUUCUGGUAACUAAUUUAUUGUGGGUGCUGGGAAUUGUAGCUCUGUAAGGUGAGCAUCCUUAAUAAACCACAGUUCCUAGGAUUCUUGGGGGUGGGAACCAUGGCUGUUAAAGUGAUAUGAGUCCUUUAAAUAUAUGGUGUAAGUGGGAUCUUUGAGCCUGCAAAAUAAAACUGCCGUCAUAAAGUCUGUAGCAUAAAAUCCAUCCCAAUUCCCAGUCCCAAAAUUCAAAAUCUGAAAACCCACAUUCUGCAACCAACCUAUGCAAAAACGAUUUUCAGUGUUUCAUUCCUUCUGCCUUAGAAACAGAUGACAAAUGCAGCUAAAACUCAGCAAUAGAACAGUAAUGAAAAGAAUCCAAACUGAAGACAAAACAAAAAAUGAUUCAGACAAUAACAUUUGUUCCACUGACUUUAUUGGCAAGAUAGCAAGACGCUGAGUAACACUGACUUCCUUUUCUCCCUGCUACAACUGUGAAAUGAAAAGGUUAUCAUAUUGAAGCCUUGUUCGGUUCAUCAUUGAAAUAUUGUCCUAGACUGUUACUACCUAUGCGAACUGGCCAUUGACAGUGAGCUGGACACAUAACCACAUAACCCUUACAGAAAACAUCAACGUCGUUUCUUAGCUUGUACUUCAAAAAGCAUCAGGAUCAUCCUUCCCAUUUGUGUGACUGGAGAGUAGAUGCCCCAUCGAUCUCACCAAUUCUCUUGGAUCACUCAGCUCUAUGCUACCAGAAAUGGGGGAGAUCCUGACUAUGGAUCUCGGGUCUGGUUUGAGUCCAAGUGGGAUUGGAUUUUGUAUUCUGUACACACAAAUGCACACACCAACUUCUUAGAGCAUGCUCCAUGUGCUUUCUGGUUAUCAUGAUUUCCCUUUACUAGUUGCAUGAGAAGUUUUUUGUUUGUUUGUUUAUAUACUGCUUAAUUCCAGAAUAAGCUUCCAAGGAGUUUACAAAUAUAACAACCAAGUACACAAAAAUUUGAAUAUAAGCAUCCAUAAUUAAAACGCACCAUAAAACAUUCCCAUUAACAUGUUAGACUAUAAACAUCCGUAAUUAAAAUAUGCAAUGGAACAAUCCCAUUAAAAGAGCACAGCAAUUAAAAUAGGAAACUCGCAUCAAAAGAUCAAGGGGAUGCCUGUGUAAAAAGGAGCAUCUUCAAAAUUUUCUCUCUUCUGUGUUCUCAAGAUCAAAACUUACAAAUUUCAGCCUGUUUAGUAAGCUCUUUCAUGUUGCCUAGGUGUGUGUGUGUGUGUGGUAAAGUCACUUCCACUGAGACAUGACAAAUCACACUGCUACUACAAGCCGCCAAGAUUGGAAUCAGGACCUGCUAUGAACAUAUAUAGUAGCUGUCUAUGUGCUGGGUCAUUGAUCCAGCUAGUUCACACUGUCUGCCAUAGACUGAAACAAUUGUCUAGGCUCUUGGGCAGAAAAGGUCUUUCUCAUCACCUUGCAAGGGGAUGGACCAGAUGAUCCUCAGGGUCCCCUCCAGCUCUUCAGUUCUAUUAUUCUACCUACCUGGAAAUGUCAUGGCAAUGGAAGCUGGUCCAUGGGGCCAAUUGGGCAGAGCCCCACCAACCUCAGUGUGCCCCCAGCCAGCUCCCCAAAUAUCUGCCUCCUUUCUUACAUCCAGCCCAGAGAAUGGCACUGCUCAUCAGCCUCCUCCUUAGUCUCAGUGUUGCCUUUAUAGUCUCAGUGUUGCCCCACCUGCCAUUGGCUCUGGCUCCCUGCCCUCCACCCUACCAGUCCCAGUGGGAAGCUGCCACCACUGGGCAAUGGAUUGAGACCUUGCCAGUAUACAUAGCAUGUGCUCCGUCACUGAGAUAUUCAGUUCUGAGAUAUUCAACAGUUCUGUUGGAAGCAGCAACUCCCAUCCACCUCUCACACACAUGUAUAUUAUAACGCAAUGCUGUUUUUUAAAAAGACAAUUCUAAUGGAAAUCUGACAUCUUUUCAUCGUAGGGUUAUUAGAAUCCCAUCAUCUCUUUAAAAUUACAGUGAAGGACAUUUAACCUACCAUUCUGUCAACUGGUGCCUGGGGGUUGGGGUAGGGAACCUAAAUUAGCAUGUUUCACACAGAUAACAGCCCUCUACCUCAGUGAAACUAAUUCUGGAGAUCCUUUUUUUAUGGACUCUUUGAUAACUUCUUAUUGUGGGCUCUUUAGGAAAUGGCACAGCAUCCUUGUUCCUAAUAUAUUCCCAGCUACUUUUGUUGCAAAAAUGCUUGCCUCAUCAACUUUGUAUUCCUCUAGCCCCCCACUUCCUCAUCGUAUCCUCCCACCCCACCCCUGACUUUCUCCAGGGGUCUUCCUUCUGUCAUUGCCAGCUUCUGAAAUGCAUCCUAUGUUUCAUUACCUCCAAAAGGUAUAUCUGAGCAGUGUUCACAGCUUUUUGAAACCUUAAUUGUGCAUUAGAAACCAAUGAAGCAGACUCCUUACUCAGGAGCCCACAGGGAAUGAACAUUUGUAUGUUCAGAAAGCAUUAAUCCUGCAUUAGCCUCAAGGUUAUGGACUGCAGUGAAUUAGAACAGCUUGGUUUUGAUUGCUCAAACAAGAAUUAUAACCCUAAGACUGCAUUCCUGUGCAUACUUACAUCACUGUCAUCAGUGGGACCUGUAGCAAAAUCUUGCAGUGUGGAGUCUGUUUCCCCCAACAACAGUCUGCCCUGCAUUCCAGUGGUCCUCAUUGGGCUGUUUCAGGAAAUUCUCCCCAGCUGAUAUACCUCCCUCUUUUGUGCGGAUGGUGUCAUUUUAGUUUUUAAAAAGCAACAGGACACAGAGCCUGAACAUCAGAAAUCAAUAGAAUGAUAUGUAAUAACCUAACACUGAAGUAAUCUGCUUCUUGUGACUUGGUAUUGGAGGGUGGGGAUUCAGUACAGAUCACAUUUGAAGGCAAACCUGCCAAAGUUGCAUUUUCCAAAACAAUAUAGAAUCAUAACACAGCCAUCCUUCAGGAUUUGCCAAAUUUUGCAAUGUGUACAAAAAUGCAUAUACAUGCAUGUACACAAAAACACAUAUAUUUGUGAACACAACAUACAAAAAAUGCUUUAUAUUAGAGAACAUUGCUUUGCAAAAAAAAAAAAGUGUAGAUUAGGUAAAACUACAUACAAAAAUGUGAUUAUUGGAAUAAUUUUUUUCCAAAAUGCUGCUGAAUUUUCAUGAGAAUUUUUUUUUUAUUACAUAUUGCUGUAGAAAUAUGGAGAAAUGAAUUUAAGCUUGGGAAAAAUGAAAAUGGACGGAUCUAUCCCUCCCAACCUAAGAGCAAGUGCUAUGAAUAGAUAGGCCAUCUGCUAAAACUUUUCUCCCUGUUUGUCAUUUCUUCUUCUCUUGUAAGCACAAUUCUCCUCUGAUAUUUAUGUGGCAAAGGUAACCUGAGGCUCUGUUUUCUUUCAGCUAUGAUGAGUGUGUGGGGCCUGGAGCUGUGCAAAUCUGUAUUCCUACAGAUGACCCUCCGCCUUACUCCCUGAUAGACCCUUGUCGAUGGAAUGACUCUGCUAUAAACAUUCCCUGGGAAGAAGAGGUGACUCCAGGGGCUGCAGGAGAAAGGGAUGCUGGGUAUUUGGUCGGACUGCAGGGCCUGCCGCAACCCAUCCCUUCCAUUUCCUUAUCCUCGUCAUUCCCGAUGGAAGCUGCCCCUCCCUACGAAACUGUUGUGUGUGAACAGAACAUCCCUAUUCCACUGGUCCCACUGGAUUUACUGAAAACCUCUACGGAACACUAUCAGACUUUUUUCAACAGAAUAAUGUAAAAGGGCAAUGAUUCCUGACCUGUGCUUCUGAAGGAAUCCUUCAAGACUAAGAAAGGGUGAUAACCUGGAAUGAUAAUCACCCACCUACCCAUAAUACUUAACAAAACUUUAUCUAUUUUCUACUUGUGGAUUUUGUUUUUACAGGGGAAAAAUAUGAAAGUUUACCUGCACAUUCUUCUUUGUGUUUUAGAUUGUUCUUCUCCCCCUGAAAUGUAAAACAAUAAAUGCAUCUACUAGGGCAGUGGUUCCCAAACUUCCCUCCACACCCAAUGGACCAAUUGACAAUCUUAAUGAUUGUUCUGCGUAUUGUAGCAACUGAAAUGCUCUGUACUAGAUGCUGUACAGCUUUUAAAUGUAUUUUUAUUGCUUCUUUUCUUUAUUGUAACAUAUUGCAAAAUAAAAGAAGCAAUAACAAUACCAUCAAAAAUCAAUCUGGAUAUUUAAUGCAAUGGAUGUGCCAUCUCCCGUCUUCAACCACAAAUCCACAGACACACCUGAGUGAAGCUUGGUCCAUGGGCCACAGUUUGGGAACUCCUGUGCUAGGGUAUCUCCUGUAGGUCUUUUUGUAGCAUUUGAAAGCACAUCUGACUAAAAUACUUCUAAUGUUGAUGUAUGUCAUACGGUCAAACCUAGUUGUCAGGUUUGUUACAGUGCUUUGCAUGUCUUAGAACAAAAGGAAUAUAUGAUAAAGGGGUUGCAUCUAUCUUUUUAAGAAUUGUUAGUAGAUGUAAGCCAGUGACUUAGUAAUAGGAGAGGAUUCAGUGUUUCAUUUAGCUGUAGAGUUCAGCUCAAGAGAGAUAAAAAGAUAUCCUUAGUUUGUAUCAGAAUAUCCCCAUUUUAUAAAUAGGGAAAUGUUUGUGUAUUUAAGAGAAUGAGACAGGAGGCUUCCCAGUUAAAUUUCUAAGCUAACCCGGUUCCAAACCGAAAUAUUAUAUCUAUUUUCUGUCACAAACCUUUUCCCCUACCCACCUCAGUGAUCAAGCUGUCUGGGGAGAUUUAUUGUGAUAUGAGACAUGAUUAUUAUGUUGCAUACCAAAGAACUGGAAAGCAAAAGAAAAUAUGCAUUUCCCUAUUUUUACUGGGAGAGGUCUUACUAAAAAGAGGCAUGUGAUGCAAUCAUUUGAGUGCUGAGUUUGGAAUAUAGAAGAGCUGUGUUCAAAUCCCUUCUUAUUUCCACAGCUUCCUAGGUGGCCUUCAGCAAAUUGCUAGCUUUGUAGCCUCUUCUCCCUCACAGGAUCACUGGGGCUAAAAAGCAGCUCUUAUCUCCUUAUUUUCUGCAUAAGACCAAGGUACAUCUAGCCCAACAUUUUGUUUCUGACAGGGACAAAUCAGCUGUCUCUGACACGUUCACAAGCAGCCAGGCAUAUAGGUGAUGGAUCGCCUUGCCUUAUUGUGUCCCUGGUGUCUACUAUGCAAAGGUAUACUGCCUCUGCUUGUGAAGAUCAUGUUUAGCAAUUGCACCUAACAACUACUCAGAGCCAAAGUAGAGUUGAUGUUAAAUGUGUAUUUGCAUGUAAUGUGCAGAGUUCUUUUUUUAAAAUGCAAACAGUGUCAACUUGGAGUGGGGUUGUAGCAGCUGAUGAUUAUCAGGGUCACAGCAGGGGUGGAAGGGUGAUUUAACAUUUUCCUCCCCUGCUGCAGUCUAGGGGGAAAUCCCAAAGCCAAUAUUUGUGCUGGGGGGGAGGGAAUGCCAAUAGAGCAGGCAUAGGCAAACUUGGCCCUCCAGAUGUUUUGAGACUGCAGUUCCCAUCAUCCCUGACCACUGGUCCUGUUAGCUACGGGUGAUGGGAGUUGUAGUCCCAAAACAUCUGGAGGGCCGAGUUUGCCUAUGCCUGCAAUAGAGUACCUAUAUUGUGUCCCCCUGAGCAAGUCAGGUCAGGAGUUGCAGAACCACGGACAGCACCAAGUGAGCAGACAGCCUUUUUACAGUCUCUGCUCCCAGACUACCUCCCCCAGGCUCCACCCUCUUGUAGAUAACUUUAACUUCUUAAAGGGCCUACCCUCUGGCCUGAAGACAGGCACUCAUCCUCCAUUCCAUCGCCUCCCUUCCAGUGUAUGCUCUACACUGCUGGACCAGUGACCAUCAGGAGGCACUGGAUUUCUUAGGCUCAGGAAAAGAUGCUAGUGGAAGUCCUGGCUCUGACUGCAGGCCCUAGUGGUAGGGAAUGGCUCCUGUCUGGCAAGCUUGAGGGGGUCUCCUGAUCUCCAAGAGCAGGCUCAAAGCUGUGAAUCUAGUCUUCCUCUGUAGCUGGAGACUCGUAAGCCCUCCAGCUUUGAGCCUUGAUCACUGCUGGACUCUGAGGUCAUGACAAAUAGCAGCUCCAGAGAAGAAGAAAAAUUCAGGAAGGAAAAGAGUAAAUUCCCCACUUGAGACCUGCUACCACCCCAAUGCUUCUCAGUCCCUGCCCCAAAGCUUUAUUUGAGCCUUUAAAAAAAAAACUUGUAUAUUAAAUGCCAAUUUUAACAUCAUGUCUAACUUGGCCCUCAAAUUUCUCCAGUUGCCUUUAUAAAGCAAUGGAAUGCACAAAUCUGACUGGAAGGAGCCAGUGUGAUGUGCUGAACUAGAAACUUGAGAAGCUGCAGGUUCAAAUCCCUACUCAGUAGUGAGGCUUCCUCGGUGACUGUGAGCCAGUUGCUCACAUCUCACCUACCUCACAGGGAUGUUGUGAGGGUGGGAAAGGUGCAAAAGAGACUGUGCCCAAGUUUCCUGGAAGGGCAUCAGGAUAAAAAUGUUGUUUGUUGUUGAUGGCUGGUGAUUAACAGUACUGUAACAUGCAAUCUAAACCCCACAAAGACAUCCAGAUUAUCUCAUAACCUUGCUCCAACAGGUGGAUAUAAGGCAAGGGUUUUUCAGAUGGUGUUCCAAAGAAUUUUGGGAUGUUCAGAAGAUUAUCAUGGGCUCCUCAAUGGAUCAUGGAUUCACUUUCACCAGAAAAAGGUUCUACUUGGUUGCAGCACCAGAACUUUGGAAAGCCCUUUUACAAGCUGUUUGUUUAUCCCUCUCAGUGAUAUAAUUUUGUAACCAAGUAAAGACAGUUUUAUGCUUCCAUG